AUGCCCUGGGUGAACUUCACAGUACUGGGUGAAUGUGACUGGGACUUCUGAUAGACUGCACUCCAGACACAAGUGUGGAAAUUGAUCUAUCAUGCUGCUUCUGAGAGUUAAAUCAAUAUCUGUAAAAAAAUGUUCUCAUUGCAGUGUCGAGAGAAACAGCAGACCCCCACUGACACUAGUCUAGUACAAACCUGUAUUUUACUCUACUGUACCAUUCUGUGUGAGAUAUUAUUGGGUGUGUUCACUGUGGAGGGACUUGAUGAGAAUCUGAGUCUUGUAGAGUAUGGUGUGUGCGUGUGUGUGUGUUUCUGAAAUGGCUAUUUAUAUACACUAUUUAUACAAAAGCAUGUGGACACCCCUUCAAAUUAGUGGAUUUGGCAAUUUCAGGUACACACGUUGCUGACAGGUGUAUAAAAUCGAGCACACAGCCAUGCAAUCUCCAUAGACAAACAUUGGCAGUAGAAUGGCAUUACCGAAGAGCUCAGUGACUUUCAACGUGGCACCGUCAUAGGAUGCCACCUUUCCAACAAGUCAGUUCGUCAAAGAGCUGUCCUGGUCAACUGUAAGUGCUGUUAUUGUGAAGUGGGAACGUCUAGGAGCAACAAUGGCUCAGCCGCGAAGUGGUAGGCCACACAAGCUCACAGAAUGGGACCGUCAAGUGCUGAAGUGCGUAGUGUGUAAAAGUCGUCACCAUCUGGCAGUCCGACGGACGAAUCUGGGUUUGGCGGAUGCCAGGAGAACGCUACCUGCCCCAAUGCAUAGUGCCAACUGUAAAGUUUGAUGGAGGAGGAAUAAUGGUCUGGGGCUGUUUUUCAUGGUUUGGGCUAGGACCCUUUGUUCCAGUGAAGGGAAAUCUUAACGCUACAGCAUACAAUGACAUUCUAGACGAUUCUGUGCUUCCAACUUUGUGGCAACAGUUUGGGGAAGGCCCUUUUCUGUUUCAGCAUGACAAUGCCCCUGUGCACAAAGCGAGGUUCAUACAGAAAUGAUUUGUUGAGAUCGGUGUGGAAGAACUUCACUGGCCGGCACAGAGCCCUGACCUCAACCCUAUAGAACACCUUUGGGAUGAAUUGGAACGCUGACUGCGAGCCAGGCCUAAUCGCCCAACAUCAGUGCCCGACCUCACUAAUGCUUUUGUGGCUGAAUGGAAGCAAGUCCCCACAGCAAUGUUCCAACAUCUAGUGGAAAUCCUUCCCAGAGGAGUGGAGGCUGUUAUAGCAGCAAAGGGGGGGCCAACUCCAUAUUAAUGCCCAUGAUUUUGGAAUGAGAUGUUCGACGAGCAGGUGUCCACAUACUUUUGGUCGUGUAGUGUAUGUAUUUCAUUGUUUUUACAUAACAAUCCAAACCAGAAUUAGGUUGAGUGGCUCAUUCAAAAAAUGACUGUUGCACCAGCUUGUGUCUGAAGAGAAACAACUUGGCAGCAUUGGCCCCUUCCCUCCAUCCUUCCAUUCCUCCUUCCCUCCCCCUCUCUCUCAAGGUGACACUAUUCCAUCUGCCCCUUCCUCUUCUUGCCAAUCUCUAUCUCUUAAUUUAAAACCCCCCUUCACACUCUGUCCCUCAAUAUCUCACCUGUUAGGCUCAAGCAUCCUGUGUUUUGAACGUGACAUUUUCUUUUCUUUAUUGUUGCGGCAAGCAAUCACAGUAGCCUGUGUGUGCGUGCGUGUGUAUGUGUGUGUAUGUAUACUGGAGGGAGAUAGAGGUAGAGGUAGACUGUUCACAUAAACAAUGGUCUGAAAGGUAAAAAAAUAUAUAUUUUAUCUCCAUCCCCGUCUGGCCAGAUUGCACUCUGAGUCUGUCUUUUUACUGUGGCAUCAUUCACAGCCAAGUGAGAUCGUUCAUAUGUGGUGUAUCCCGCCAUUGCGCCCUUCAUCUCUCACCACACAGCAUCCCCAAUUUAAUUACCCUCAUCCUCACCCCUCCUUGCCUCAUCCAAAAGGGGGAUAGAGAGGAUGGCUUAGGGGUGGAGGGAUGGAGGGAGGGGUAGACAUGGGAAAAAGAGGGAAUGGGCGUGUUGUGUGUGUGUGUCACUAUGUGUGUGUGUAUUUUAUUUCACCUGUAUUUAACCAGGUAAGCCAGUUGAGAACAAGUUCUCAUUUACAACUGCAAUCUGGCCAAGAUAAAGAAAAGCAGUGCGAUAAAAACAACAACACAGAGUUACAUAUGGGGUAAACAAAACGUACAGUCAAUAACACAAUAGAAAAUCUAAAUACAGUUGAAGUCAGAAGUUUACAUACACUUAGGUUGGAGUCAUUAAAACCCGUUUUUCAACCAAUCGUUUUUCAAAACUCGUUUUUCAACCACAAACUAUAGUUUUGGCAAGUCGGUUAGGACAUCUACCUUGUGCAUGACACAAGUAAUUUUUCCAACAAUUGUUUACAGACAGAUUAUUUCAUUUAUAAUUCAUUGUAUCACAAUUCCAGUGGGUCAGAAGUUUACAUACACUAAGUUGACUGUGCCUUUAAACAGCUUGGAAAAUUCCAGAAAAUGAUGUCAUGGCUUUAGAAGCUUCUGAUAGGCUAAUUGACAUAAUUUGAGUCAAUUGGAGGUGUACCUGUGGUGUAUUUCAAGGCCUACCUUCAAACUCAGUGCCUGUUUGCUUGACAUCAUGGGAAAAUCUAAAGAAAUCAGCCAAGACCUCAACAACAAAAUAAUUGUAGACCUCCACAAGUCUGGUUCAUCCUUUGGAGCAAAUUCCAAACGUCUGAAGGUACCACGUUCAUCUGUACAAACAAUAGUAAGCAAGUAUAAACACCAUGGGACCACGCAGCCGUCAUACCGCUCUGUCUCCUAGAGAUGAACGUACUAUGGUGUGAAAAGUGCAAAUCAAUCCCAGAACAACAGCAAAGGAACUUGUGAAGAUGCUGGGUGAAACAGGUACAAAAGUGUCAAUAUCCACAGUAAAACGAGUCCUAUAUCGACAUAACCUGAAAGGCCGCUCAGCAAGGAAGAAGACACUGCUCCAAAACCCCCAUAAAAAAGCCAGACUACGGUUUGAAACUGCACAUGGGGACAAAGAUCGUACUUUUUGGAGAAAUGUCCUCUGGUCUGAUGAAACACAAAUAUAACUGUUUGGCCAUAAUGACCAUCGUUAUGUUUGGAGGAAAAAGGGGGGUGCUUGCAAGCCGAAGAACACCAUCCCAACCAUGAAGCACGGGGUGGCAGCAUCAUGCUGUGGGGGUGCUUUGCUGCAGGAGGGACUGGUGCACUUCACAACAUAGAUGGCGUCAUGAGGAAGGAAAAUUAUGUGGAUAUAUUGAAGCAACAUCUCAAGACAUCAGUCAGGAAGUUAAAGCUUGGUCGCAAAUGGGUCUUGUCCAAAUCGACAAUGACCCAAAGCAUACUUCCAAAGUUGUGGCAAAAUGGCUUAAGUACAACAAAGUCAAGGUAUUGGAGUGGCCAUCACAAAGCUCUGACCUCAAUCCUAUAGAACAUUUGUGGGCAGAACUGAAAAAGCGUGUGCGAGCAAGGAGGCCUACAAUCCUGACUCAGUUACACCAGCUCUGUCAGGAGGAAUGGGCCAAAAUUCACCCAACUUAUUGUGGAAAGCUUGUGCAAGAAUACCCAAAAUGUUUGACCCAAGUUAAACAAUAUAAAGGCAAUGCUACCAAAUACUAAUUGAGGGUAUGUAAAGUUCUGACCUACUGGGAAUGUGAAAUAAAUAAAAGCUGAAAUAAAUCAUUCUCUCUAAUAUUAUUAAAUAUAUAUAUUAAAUAUUAAAGUGGUGAUCCUAACUGACCCAACAAUUUUUACUAGGAUAAAAAAUAUUUGUAUAAGGUGUAUGUAAACUUCUGACUUCAACUGUACAGUGUGUGCAUAUGUAGUAAGUUAUGGAGGUAAGGCAAUAAAUAGGCCAUAGUGCAAAAUAAUUACAAUUUAGUAUUAACACUGGAAUGAUAGAUGUGCAGAAGAUGAUGUGCAAAUAGAGAUACUGGGGUGCAAAUGAGCAAAAUAAAGAACAAUAUGGGGAUGAGGUAGUUGGGUGGGCUAAUUACAGUGAUCGGUAAGCUGCUCUGACAACUGAUGCUUAAAGUUAGUGAGGGAGAUAAAAGUCUCCAGCUUCAGAGAUUUUUGCAGUUCGUUCCAGUCAUUGGCAGCAGAGAACUGGAAGGAAUGGCGGCCAAAGGAGGUGUUGGCUUUGGGGAUGACCAGUGAGAUAUACCUGCUGGAGCGCAUACUACGGGUGGGUUUUGCUAUGGUGAACAAUGAGCUAAGAUAAGGCGGGAUUUGCCUAGCAGUGAUUUAUAGAUGACCUGGAGCCAGUGGGUUUGGUGACGAAUAUGUAGUGAGGGCCAGCCAACGAGAGCGUACAGGUCACAAUGGUGGGUAAUAUAUGGGGCUUUGGUGACAAAACGGAUGGCACUGUGAUAGACUACAUCCAAUUUGCUGAGUAGAGUGUUGGAGGCUAUUUUGUAAAUGACAUCGCCGAAGUCAAGGAUCGGUAGGAUAGUCAGUUUUACGAGGGCAUGUUUGGCAGCAUGAGUGAAGGAGGCUUUGUUGCGAAAUAGGAAGCCGAUUCUAGAUUUAACUUUGGAUUGGAGAUGCUUAAUGUGAGUCUCGAAGGAGAGUUUACGGUCUACCCAGACACCUAGGUAUUUGUAGUUGUCCACAUAUUCUAAGUCAGACCCGCCGAGAGUAGGGAUUCUAGUCGGGCGGGCAGGUGCAAGCAGCGUUCGAUUGAAGAGCAUGCAUUUAGUUUUUCUAGCGUUUAAGAGCAGUUGGAGGCUACGGAAGGAGUGCUGUAUGGCAUUGAAGCUCGUUUGGAGGUUUGUUAACAGAGUGUCCAAUGAAGGGCCAGAUGUAUACAAAAUGGUGUCGUCUGCAUAGAGGUGGAUCUGAGAGUCACCAGCAACAAGAGCGACAUCAUUGAUAUACACAGAGAAUAGAGUCGGCCCGAGAAUUGAACCCUGUAGCACCCCCAUAGAGACUGCCAGAGGUCCAGACAAGAGGCCCUCCGAUUUGACACAUUGAACUUUAUCUGAGAAGUAGUUGGUGAACCAGGUGAGGCAGUCAUUUGAGAAACCAAGGCUAUUUAGUCUGCCAAUAAGAAUGUGGUGAUUGACGGAGUCGAAUGCCUUGGCCAGGUCGAUGAAGACGGCUGCACAGUACUGUCUUUUAUCGAUCGCGGUUAUAAUAUUGUUUAGGACCUUGAGCGAGGCUGAGGUGCAUCCAUGACCAGCUCAGAAACCAGAUUGCAUAGCGGAGAAGGUACGGUGGGAUUAAAAAAUGGUCGGUGAUCUAUUUGUUAACUUGGCUUUCAAAUACUUUCAAAAGGCAGGGCAGGAUGGAUAUAGGUCUGUAACAGUUUGGAUCUAGAGUGUCACCCUCUUUGAAGAGGGGGAUGACCGUGGCAGCUUUCCAAUCUCUGGGGAUCUCAGACGUUACGAAAGAGAGGUUGAACAGGCUGGUAAUAGGGGUUGCGACAAUUUCAGCUGCUAAUUUUAGAAAGAAAGGGUCCAGAUUGUCUAGCCCAGCUGAUUUAUAGGGGUCCAGAUUUUGCAGCUCUUUCAGAACAUCAGCUAUCUGAAUUUGGGUGAAGGAGAAGCGGGGGGGCAUGGGCAAGUUGCAGCGGAGGGUGCAGAGCUGGUGGCCGGGGUAGGGGUAGCCAGGUGGAAAGCAUGGCCAGCCAUAGCAAAAUGCUUGUUGACAUUUUUUAUUAUCGUAGUGACAGUGUUUCCUAGCCUCAUUGCAGUGGGCAGCUGGGAGGAGGUGCUCUUAUUCUCCAUGGACUUUACAGUGUCCCAAAACGUUUUGGAGUUAGUGUUACAGGAUGCACAUUUCUGUUUGAAAAAGCUAGCCUUCGCUUUCCUAACUGAUUGUGUAUAUUGGUACCUUACUUCCCUGAAAAGUUGCAUAUCGCGGGGGCUGUUCGAUGCUAAUGCAGUACGCCACAGGAUGUUUUUGUGCUGGUCAAGGGCAGUCAAAUCUGGGGUGAACUAGGGGCUAUAUCUGUUCUUAGUUCUGAAUUUUUUGAAUGGGGCAUGCUUAUUUAAGAUGGAGAGGAAAGCACUUUUAAAGAACAACCAGGCAUCCUCUACUGACGGAAUGACGUCAAUAUCCAUCCAGGAUACCCGGGCCAGGUCAAUUAGAAAAGCCUGCUCGCUGAAGUGUUUUAGGGAGCGUUUGACAGUGAUGAGGGGUGGUCGUUUGACCGCGGACCCAUUACGGACGCAGGCAAUGAGGCAGUGAUCGCUGAGACCCUGGUUGAAGACAGCAGAGGUGUACUUAGAGGGUAAAUUAGUCAGGAUGAUAUCUAUGAGGGUGUCCAUGUUUACAGAUUUAGGAUUGUACCUGGUAGGUUCGUUGAUCAUUUGUGUGAGAUUGAGGGCAUAUAGUUUAGAAUGUAGGACGGCCGGGGUGUUAAGCAUAUCCCAGUUUAGGUCACCAAGCAAUACGAACUCUGAGGAUAGAUGGGGGGCAAUCAGUUCACUUAUAGUGUCCAGGGCACACCUGGGGGCUGAGGGGGGUCUGUAGCAAGCGGCAACAGUGAGAGACUUAUUUCUGGAAAGGUGGAUUUUUAGAAGUAGAAGCUCAAACUGUUUGGGCACAGACCUGGAUAGUAUGAUAGAGCUCUGCAGGCUAUCUCUACAGUAGAUUGCAACUCCGCCCCCUUUGGCAGUUCUAUCUAGAUGGAAAAUGUUGUAGCUGGGAAUGGACAUUUCUGAAUCUUUGGUGGCCUUCCUAAGCCAGGAUUCAGACAGUGCUAGAACAUCAGGGUUGGCGGAGUGUGCUAACGCAGUGAAUAACUCAAACUUAGGAAGGAGGCUUCUGAUGUUAACUUGAAAGAAACCAAGGCUUUUGCGGUUACAGAAGUCAACAAAUGAUAGCGCCUGGGGAGUAGGAGUGAUACUGAGGGCUACAGGGCCUGGGUUAACCUCUACGUCACCAGUGGAACAGAGGAGGAAUAGAAUAAGGAUACGGCUAAAGGCUUUAAGAACUGGUCUUCUAGUGCGUUGGGUACAGAGAAUAAAAGGGGCAGAUUUCCGGGCGUUGUAGAAUAGAUUAUGGGCAUUAUGUACAGACAAGGAUAUGGAAGGAUAUGAGUACAGUGGAGGUAAACCUAAGCUUUGGGUAACGAUGAAAGAGAUAGCAUCACUGGAGGCACCGAUUGAGCCGGUCUCCGCGUGUGUGACAAAGGAGCUAUCUGAGGCAGGUUGAGCGGGACUGGGGGCUCUACAGUGAAAACGUACAGUAAGAACUAACCAAAACAGCAGUAGGCAAGGCAUAUUGACAUGGGAGAGAGGCAUAAAGCAAUCACAGGUGUUAUUCGAGAGAGCUAAGACAAUAACUGGUAAUGGCAACGAAAGUUUGAGCUGAGGCUAAACAGAUAAACAGGAUGGGGUACCGUAUAAAGGAACAGUCCAGCAGGCAUCAGCUGUGUAGCUGAGUGAUCAUAAGGUCCAGUGAACAGCAAUAGGUGAGUCCGGGAGCAGUUCAGUGGCUGCUACAGCACAGGCGAGCAGGAGGCACGGCUGUUGAUUGUGUGUGCUUGCGGGCCGGGGAUAGCAGAUGGAUCUUCGUGGUCGUCGCAACGGGAAGCCUGUUGAAACCACAUCAGAUGAUUACGUCGGCAGACCAGUCCUGAUGGAUCGGCGGGGCUCCGUGUCAACACUAGGAGGUCCCAUCCGGUUGACAGAGAGGUAGAUAGCCGGGAGAUGGGCCUGGCUCGAGGCUAGCUCAAGGCUAACUGGGGCUUGCUUCUGGACAGCGGUGAUUAGCCAACAACAACAACAGCCAUUCGGUUGCAGUUAGCUAGUUGCGAUGAUCCAGUGUUAAGGUCCAGUGAUUCAGUGAUCCCGGCAGAAAAUCCGAUAUGCUAUGGCUCGAUAGCGCGAUGUGCAGACUGGCCGAUAAUUGUCCAGGCAAGAGCUGGCUGGUAGGUAGUGCAGGCCACGGACAAUGGUGAAGACCGCUAACGGUGGCUAAUAGCAAGUAGCUAGUUAGCUGGCUAGCUGGCUAGUUUCAAACGGAUUUCUAGAUAAGAAGGUAUAAAGAAAUAAUAGAAUCUGUUCCACAUUGGGUGAGGCGGGUUGCAGGAAAGUAUAUUUAGUUAAAGGAUGGAAAGUGAGAUUGAGAAAUAUAUACGAAAAUGGCAAAAACAAACAAAAGAACAGGCUAUUUACAUGAGGACACUACAGAAAACACGACCGCACUGCUACGCCAUCUUGGAUUAUGUGUGAUGUCUGUGUGUGUGGUAAUGUGUAAGGUUAAGAGGAGGAUCCUCCUCUCCAUGCUAUUGUUCACUCCACACUCCCCACUUGCCUGGCUGAUUAAGUCAGUAUUUCCCUUCUUUCUGUGCUUUACGGUUAACUACAACAACCUUUCUCUUUCCAGUCAACGUCCUAAAGGACCCCAAUUUAUAUUACACCUCUGCUUAUUAGCCAUCAAUGACCUUUGUGCUUAUUCUCCCAUUACAUGUCUGACAUCCAGUCUGAAUGUGUUGUUAUUACCUGGUGCUGUUUGUUGUUAUGUUAAGGUAUUGUUGACAGGCUGUUGUGUUUACACAGGCAGCCCCACAUAUCCCACAGGCUCAGCCUCACCCAUGUCCACCCUGCCGAGAGAGACUGAACUGUCUGCCACGGCAUCCGUCAGCCGUGUGCUGAAGGGUUGAGCCACUACAACGCAAUUACACAUUAAUUUCACCCAGCCCAGGCCAGGCAAGGCAGUCUCCCCUCCCCCUCCAUCCCUUCCUUCCUUCCUUCCUUCCUUCCUUCCUUCCUUCCUUCCUUCCUUCCUUCCUUCCUUCCUUCCUUCCUUCCUUCCUUCUCUGGCUCAGUCUGUCUUCCUCCACUGCACACAAAAAUCCUCUCCAUAUUCUCUCCCUCUCUUUCUGCCCGUUCAUGCCAUUCCAUCUCUCCUUGAUCUGGCUCAAAUUCCCCCCUUUUCCCCUCUGCUCCCUCCUCUCUCAUUUUCCCUCUGUCUUCUUACCCUCUCCCCCGUCAGCUGUAGGUUCAGAGAAAUGCAGAACAAAGGCCAAAAGAGGACAGGUAGUGCAUGCAGAGAGGAAUAGAGGGGAUAUCAUAGGAGAGGGGGAGCAAUGAAAAGAAAGGAAUCUGAAUUAACAUGAACUGCGAGGGGAUGAGAGGAGAGACUGGAAGAACGAGGAAAGAGGGAGGAAGGGGGUUGGUUAUAUAUUGCUGAGCUAGCUGGGGACCCCUGAAUGAGGAAUGGAGGGUGAAGUAGAGACUGGCUCUAAUGUUAUAUUGAUCUGGCACAGCCUGAGGGCACAUAACUCUUACUGUGUGACUGGGACGAGAGAGAGAGAGACUCCAAAUGUCUGAUCGUGGUUAGAUUAAAUUUACCAAGAUUAAACAAAAUGGUACAUUGUUUCAUUCUGUGUAAGAUAGAUAGAGGAAAUAUGAAGAUAAUAUAGAAAAACCUUUUAUCUGUUCAUACCCUGUCAAACAUUAAAUCACCCAUUGGGUUGUUAACAGCCUACUGUUUGACUGAGAGCUGAAUUACACUGGCGUUCUGUUAUCACGCUGUGAAGAACUCCAGCAGCUCCUAUGUUACACUAGCAAUCUGUACUAAUAUUAUAGAUCCUCAGUUUGACAGUGAGAGGGUGACAAGACCCAUUUGUAGUCUAAACAAGUGCUCCUCAGUCUUCACCCCUAUCAUGGGUUUGGCUCAAGCUGAUAGUAGAGCUUUUAAAAUACCAGUGAAUUAUUACCUGAGGUGUGUGUCUAUUGAAAAUGACACAAUAUAGGUGUGUGUGUGUGUGUGUGCACAUGUGUGCACACGUGCAUGUGUUUGGGAUAUGUUGCAGUGAAUUGAAAUGAGUUCAGAGUCCAGGUAUCUGUUCAGUAUCAGUAAUAUCAGAUCAACUCCCUGCAAGAGCUUGAGAUCAGGAGCCACUGGGGAGCACAUUAUGGUGAGAUCACUGAGGAGGGAGGGAGGGAUUAAUGGUGUCGAGGUGUGUGUACGUGUGUGUGUGUGUGUGUGUGUGUGUGUGUGUGUGUGUGUGUAUGGAUGGACGGACGCGUGUGUGUGCGUGCGUGUUUGUGUGUGUGUGAGAGAGAGUGAGAUUCAAUGUAUUCACCAGCAGAGGUGUUGCCAUCAGAGUAUUGAUUCUGCAACACUUUGCUGAAAUACAAAUGAAACAAACAGAUUGGAAAAAUACAUAAACCUAAACAGGCAAUAUAGAGAGAGACUCAUUAACAGAAAAUGUCUAGGGAGUUCCUGGAGUAUAAGGCCUGUUCAGGUACAGGAUUUCAAUAUUCCCCCAUGGAUACAUAAUGAGGUAUUCAUUUAAAUAGAGGUGUCCUGUGUUUCUGUUGUCAAAUGAAGUGGAUGUGCCCCCUCCUAGGUAAUGGCUGUAUUUAAUUUCAUGUAAUGAUCCCCUCCUAUCCUCCCAUUGUGUCCAGGCUUCCAGAGCCGGUGUAUAUACCAUGUGGCUGUCUAUUGGUCUGGACACUGUGGACAGGGGUCAUAGUGGAGGAUUAAUCCAAGCAUAGGAGUUAAAGAAGGUAGGUAGCCUAGUGGUUACAGCGUCACUACUUAAAAUCCCAGAGCCAACAAGGUGAAUAAUCUGUCAAUGUGCCCUUGAGCUCCAGGGUCGCUGUUGGGAAUGGCUGACCCUGGCUGUGACCCCAACCUCAGGGCGAGUUGGGAUAUGACAAAAAAAAGUAACUAUUUCACACAUGCGUAUAAUAUACACAUACGCUUGUAUAUGUGUGAGACAGGACAAAUAUAAGCACCCACCAAAUUAUUAUUAUAAAACUCAUCAUGUUGUGGUCCCUCUCUUAGCACUUGAAUUAAUUAGUCAAUCCGCUCUAAGCCUUCAUGCUCCUGCCUGCUACUAGUAAUCUCUAUCCCCACUGGAGGGACAACUCUAAAGCUGCCACCCCCUGACUUUCCACUUUCCUCUCUCCUUCUCUUUGUUUCUCAUGCAGUCUUUGCCCUCCACAUUCUCUCACCCCGCUACUUCAAUCUCUCCCAGCUCCCGUUUACCCACCUCUCUUCCCCUCUCGCAUUGUAUCUCUCUCCACCCUCUCAAUUUCCCUCAUGUCUUCUCCCACCUCUUCUUCCUCUCUUUCCUUUCCACUCUCGUUCACCCUCAGAUGCCACCAGCAGUUCGCAGCAGGGUUCUAAUUUAAGGAAAUGUAGUACAGCGGCAUGUCGGAUAUUAAUAAUAUAAAAACUCUGAAGACCAUCUCUCUCUCCCCUCUCUCUCUCUCUCUCUCUCUCUCUCUCUCUCUCUCUCUUCUCUCUCUCUCUCUCUCUCUCUCUCUCUCUCUCUCCCUCUCUCUCUCUCUCUCUCUCUCUCUCUCUCUCUCUCUCUCUCUCUCAGAAUCUUGAUAAAAUCAUAAAAGGUCCUUCCAUCCCUCAUCACUCAUUUCCCCUGUCUCCCCCUCCCCUCCUCUCCCCUCCUCCCCCCUCCUCCCUCCUAUCCUGUAAACAUGUUACAUCAAAAUAUUAAAAUGAGAUGGGAAUAGGGUAGAGUCGUGAUGAAUGAGGAAUGGAGAAUAGUGAUGGGUAGGCAGUAGGGAAUAUACUAUUUUGGCUAUUAAGUGGUGCAAAAGCAAUUGCAUGACCCAAACAAAUAAUCCAAUUUCUCUCUGUCUAAAGCCACUCUACUGUGCUUUCUCUCUCACACACAAUCUCUACAAUAUGGUAUCAUCUGUCCUCUUUACUCCUCUCAUCUCUCCCUCUAUAACCCCUAUGUUACUCUGAAAGAAGAUCUCUGUCUCUCUCUGGAGAGGAAUCAGGGGAGUAACUGUUCUUAGACCUCUCCUAGGCCCUCUUAGAAAUUAAUGACAUCGUAAAAACUGUAACCAUUGAACUGAAUCCGAUUGAAUUACUUAGCAUCAUACCCAGCCAUCACCAUGUCUUGAGACAUGUCUUGAGACGUCUUAAGACAUAUAAAUGAAGACAUCUUGAGACGUGUAGAGACCUUUCUUAAGAUUUCUUAGAUAAUGUAGACGUCUUUAAGUCAGUCUAUAGACAUGUCUUGGAAAUACCAAUGUCUUGAGACAUCUGUCUCGCAACAUUUUAUAAUUUAUUGUUGUUUUCAUGUUUUAUUACACUCACUCUAGAACUCUCAUGCACAUUCAUAUUACAAAUUGUAGAUGCAUACCAAAUCCAAGUAAUCAAGAUUUAUUAACCAAAAUAACAAUUUCAGAUGCAAUAAAAUAACUUUUGGUAAAGGUGGUAUUGAGCUCCAAACAAUGCCUAUCUUCAAGUCUUUACAGCCAGAUAGUAAUCUCUUGUUUGGGGAUCUCAGAUCUCAGAGCGGCUCUUCCUUAAUCUGCAGGAAAAUAAAAUGUAAUUAGGUAUCAUAUCAUAAAUACAGCAACAGCAAUAACAAUACCACCUCUACCAUGCUAUUUUUUUGUACCGCACCCCUUUCCUGCAGUCAAAUGACCUAGUGGCCUCAUGGGUGGAAUGUUAUAAAUUUUUUUAUUAUUUCAUAAUUAAUAAAUAUGAUUUCAACAAAACAAACACAGAAAAUCUGGUGUUUCUAUGUCAAACAGUUUUGUUGUAUUUCAGUCUUCUGUGAUGUACAGUACCAGUCAAAAGUUUAGACACACAUACUCAUUCAAGGGUUUUUCUUUACUUUUACUAUUUUCUACAUUGUAGAAUAAUAGCGAAGACAUCAAAACUAUGAAAUAACACAUAUGGAAUCAUGUAGCAACCAAAAAAGUGUUAAACAAAUAAAAAAUAUAUUUGUAUUUGAGAUUCUUCAAAUAGCCACCCUUUGCCUUGAUGACAGCUUUGCACACUUGGCAUUCUCUCAACCAGCUUCACCUGGAAUGCUUUUCCAACAGUCUUGAAGGAGUUCCCACAUAUGCUGAGCACUUGUUGGCUGCUUUUCCUUCACUCUGCCGUCUGACUCAUCCCAAACCGUCUCAAUUAUUAUUUGAGCUGUUCUUGCCAUAAUAUGGAAUUGGUCUUUUACCAAAUAGGGCUAUCUUCUGUAUACCACCCCUACCUUGUCACAACACAACUGAUUGGUUCAAACGCAUUAAGAAGGAAUGAAAUUCCACAAAUGAACUUUUAAGAAGGCACACCUGUUAAUUGAAAUGCAUUCCAGGUGACUACCUCAUGAAGCUGGUUGAGAGAAUGCCAAGAGUGUGCAAAGCUGUCAUGAAGGUUGGCUAUUCGAAGAAUCUCAAAUAUAAAAUAUAUUUUGAUUUGUUAAACACUUUUUUGGUUACUACAUCAUUCCAUAUGUGUUAUUUCAUAGUUUUGAUUUCAUAGUUUUGAUGAGUAGGUGUGUCCAGACUUUUGACUGGUAGUGUAUAUAAAGUGUAAUAUUGGGAUGCAAACUACAUUUACUUAUACAUUUCAACUAUAUAUCUGACAUAGUACAGGUGUCUUAUUUUUUGUAAACCCAUAACCAUGUGUGUGAGAUGUAUACCUUUGUUUCAAAGUAGGGAUGAACAUUUCAGUCAAUUUUGCUGCCGACUAUUUGACCCUCACUAACCAGUCAACAAACGGUUACAUUUUUUCCAAACAGUAAAAUUAUGUGACCAACAGAAAUACUAUCAGAGAUCUGUAUAUAAUGAUGAUAUGCUUAUGUUUCUGCCCUAACAAUGGGAGUCGUCCCAAGUCGGGAAGGCAGGCGACAAGCUGAGGCCCAAAAUAAGCCCAUAGAAACACAUUGGACUUAUUUUGGACAGACUUUGGCGAGGGUGAAACCUCUCGCUUCGCAAAUUCCUCUCUGAUACUAUGCAUGCAUACAAGAAGCGGACAGUUUUUAUUAAGAGCUUAAUGGAAAGAUGCAACAACAGCAAGCCUAUCGUCUUACAGUCAAAAGGCUAUAGCCUAUUAUUGAACAUGCAACUCCUAUAAUGAAGCAGCUAAUAAAAAGUCAUUUUCAAACAUUUGCCUAAAUAAAAUUUGCGGAAAACACAUUUCAAAUCAAAUAAAAAUCAAACCACAUUUAUUUACAAAGCCCUUUUUAUAUAAGCAGAUGUCACAAAGUGCUUAAGUGCAUUCGGAAAGUAUUCAGACCCAUUCCCCUUUUGCACAUUUUGUUAUGUUACAGCCUUAUUCGAAAAUUGAUUUAAACAAAUAUUAAUUAUCAUCAAUCUACACACACUAACCCAUAAUGACAAAGAGAAACAGGUUUUUAGAAAUGUAGCAAAUGUAUUACAAAUAAAACAACAGAAAUACCUUAUUUACAUAAGUAUUCAGACCCUUUGCUAUGAGACUCGAAAUUAAGCUCAGGUGCAUCCUGUUUCCAUUGAUCCUCCUUGAGAUGUUUCUACAACUUCAUUGGAGUCCACCAGUGGUAAAUUCAAUUGAUUGGACAUGAUUUGGAAAGGCACACACCUGUCUAUAUAAGGUCCCACAGUUGACACUGCAUGUCAGAUCAAAAAACAAGCCAUGAGGUCGAAGGAAUUGUCCAUUGAGCUCUGAGACAUGAUUGUGUCAAGGCACAGAUCUGGGGAAGGGUACCAAAAAAUUUCUGCAGCAUUGAUGGUUCCCAAGAACACAGUGGCCUCCAUCAUUCUUAAAUGGAAGAAGUUUGGAACCACCAAAACUCUUCCUAGAGUUGGCCGCCCGGCCAAACUGAGCAAUCGGGGGAGAAGGGGCUUGGUCAGGGAGGUGACAAAGUGCCCGAUGGUCACACUGACAGAGCUCCAGAGUUCCUCUGUGGAGAUGGGAGAACCUUCCAGAAGGACAACCAUCUCUGCAGCACUCCACCAAUCAGGCCUUUAUGGUAGAGUGGCCAGAUGGAAGCCACUCCUCAGUAAAAGUCACAUGACAGCCUGCUUGGAGUUUGCCAAAACUCACAUGUGCCGAAUACAACAGGUGUAGACCUUAACGUGAAAUGCUUACUUACAAGCCCUUAACCAACAAUGCAGUUUUAAGAAAAUAGAGUUAAGAACAUAUUUACUAAAUAAACUAAAGUAAAAAAAUUAAAAAUUAAAAAGUAACACAAUAAAAUAACAAUAAUGAGGCUAUAUACAGGGGGUACCGGUACAGAGUCAAUGUGCGGGGGUACAGGUUAGUCGAAGUAAUUUGUACAUGUAGGUAGGGUUAAAGUGACUAUGCAUAGAUAAUAAACAGCGAGUAGCAGCAGUGUAAAAACAAAAUGGGUAGGGGGGGGGUCAAUAGAAAUAGUCUGGGUGGCCAUUUGAUUAAUUGUUCAGCAGUCUUAUGGCUUGGGAGUAGAAGCUGUUAAGGAACCUUUUGGACCUAGAUUUGGCCCUCCGGUACCACUUGCCGUGCGGUAGCAGAGAGAACAGUCUAUGACUUGGGUGACUGGAGUCUUUGACAAUUUUUUGGCCCUUCCUCUGACACUGCCUAGUAUAUAGGUCCUGGAUGGCAGGAAGCUUGGCCCCAGUGAUGUACUGGGCCGUACGCAUUACCCGCUGUAGCGCCUUACGGUCGGAUGCCGAGCAGUUGCCAUACCAGGCGGUGAUGCAACCGGUCAGGAUGCUCUCUAUGGUGCAGCUGUAGAACAUUUUGAGGAUCUGGGGACCCAUGCCAAAUCUUUUCAGUCUCCUGAGGGGGAAAAGGCGCUGUCGUGCCCUCUUCACGACUUUCUUGGUGUGUUUGGACCAUGAUAGUUUGUUGGUGAUGUGGACACCAAGGAACUUGAAACUCUCUACCCGCUCCACUACAGCCCUGUCAAUGUGAAUGGGGGCAUGUUCGGCCCUCCUUUUCCUGUAGUCCACGAUCAUCUCCUUUGUCUUGCUCACGUUGAGGGAGAGGUUGUUGUCCUGGUACCACACUUCCAGGUCUCUGACCUCCUCCCUAUAGGCUGUCUCGUCGUUGUCGGUGAUCAGGCCCACCACUGUUGUGUCGUCAGCGAACUUAAUGAUGGUGUUGGAGUCGUGCUUGGUCACGCAGUCGUGGGUGAACAGGGAGUACAGGAGGGGACUAUGCAUGCACCCCUGAUGGGCCCCAGUGUUGAGGAUCAGCUGAUGUGUUGUUGCCUACCCUUACCAACUGGGGGCGGCUCGUCAGGAAGUCCAGGAUCCAGUUGCAGAGGGAGAUGUUUAGUCCCAGGGUCCUUAGCUUAGUGAUGAGCUUUGUGGGUACUAUGGUGUUGAACGCUGAGCUGUAGUCAAAGAACAGCAUUCUCACAUAGGUGUUCCUUUUGUCCAGGUGGGAAAGGGCAGUGUGGAGUACGAUUGAGAUUGCGUCAUCUGUGGAUCUGUUGGGGCGGUAUAUCCUUUGCGUCAGACUCAUUAAAGAAAAUGAUUCGUCCAGUUUGAGGUGAGUAAUCGCUGUUCUAAUCUCCAGAAGCUCUUUUCGGUCGUAAGAGACAGUAGCAUCAACAUUAUGUACAAAAUAAGUUACAAACAAUGCAAAGAAACACACAAAAUAGCACAAUUGCUUAGGAGCCCGUAAAACGGCAGCCAUUCCCUCCGGCGCCAUUGUUGGCACCUAAAGGACUCUAAAGGACUCUCUAAAUGAGCCUCAGACCAUGAGAAACAAGAUUUUCUGGUCUGAUGAAACCAAGAUUGAACUCUUUGGCUGGAAUAUCCAAGAUGGCGUAGCAGUGCGGUCGUGUUUUCUGUAGUGUCCUCGUGUAAAUAGCCAGUUUUUUAGUUUUUUGUCUAUUUUGUAUAUAUUUCUCAAUUUUACUUUUUUACUUUUCAUUCUUUAACUAAAUACACUUUCCUGCAACCCGCCUCACCCAACGUGGAAAGGAUUCUAUUAUUUCUUUAUAACUUUUAUCAAGAACCUUAAGCUGAAACUAGUCUAGCUGCAACCGAAUGGCUGUGGUAGCCAGCUAGCUAGCUACUUGCUAUUAGCCACCGUUAGCGGUCUAAACCAUUGUCCGUGGCCUGCACUACCCACCAGCCAGCUCUAGCUCUAGCCUGGCCAAUUUGUCGGCCAGUCUGCACAGCGUGCUAUUGACCCAGAGCAUAUCGGAUUUUCUGGACCCUAACGCCGGAUCAUCGCAACUAGCUAGCUGCAACCGAAUGGCUGUUGUCGUUGGCUAAUUACCAUUGCCCCUUCGCAAGCACCAGUUAGCCUUGAGCUAGCCUCGAGCCAGGCCCAUCUCCCGGCUAUCUACCGCUCUGUCAACCGGACGGGACCUCCUACUGUUGACACGGAGCCCCGCCGAUCCAACAUGACUGGUCUGCCGACGAAAUCGUCUGAUGUGGUUUCAACAGGCUUCCCGUUACGACGUCGACCACGAAGAUCCAUCUGCUAGCCCCGGCCCGCUAGCACACGCAAGCCGUGCCUCUUGCUCGCCAGUGCUGUAGCAGCCCCCAAACUACCUCCGAACUCUCCUAUUGCUGUUCACUGGACCUUAUGAUAACUCAGCUAUACAGCUGAUGCCUGCUGGACUGUUCCUUUAUACGGUACCGCAUCCUGUUUAUGUUUAGCCUCAGCCCAAACUUUGUCGCCAUUACCAGCUGUUGUCUUAGCUCUCUCGAAUAACACCUGUGAUUACUUGAUGCCUCUCUCCCAUGUCAAUAUGCUUUGCUUAUUGCUGUUUCGGUUAUUUCUUAUUGUACUAUUUCACUGUAGAGCCCCCAGUCCAGCUCAACCUGCCUUAGAUAGCUCCUUUGUCCCACCCCCCAUACAAACGGAGACCGAAGUGAUGCUAUCUCUUUCAACGUUACCCAACGCUUAGGUUUACCUCCACUGUACUCAUAUCCUUCCAUAUCCUUGUCUGUACAUAAUGCCCUGAAUCUAUUCUAUAACGCCCGGAAAUCUGCCCCUUUUAUUCUCUGUAUCCAACGCACUAGAAGACCAGUUCUUAAAGCCUUUAGCCGUAUCCUUAUUCUACUCCUCCUCUGUUGCUCUGGUGAUGUAGAGGUUAACCCAGGCCCUGUAGCCGCCAGUAUCACUCCUACUCCCCAGGCGUUAUCAUUUGUUGACUUCUGUAACCGUAAAAGCCUUGGUUUCUUGUACGUUAACAUCAGAAGCCUCCCCCCUAAGUGUGAGUUAUUCACUGUGUUAGCACACUACGCCAACCCUGAUGUUCUAGCAGUGUCUGAAUCCUGGCUUAGGAAGGCCACCAAAAAUUCAGAAAUGUCCAUCCCCAACUACAACAUUUUCCGUCUAGAUAGAACUGCCAAAGGGGGUGGGGUUGCAAUCUACUGUAGAGAUAGCCUGCAGAGCUCUAUCAUACUAUCCAGGUCUGUGCCCAAACAGUUUGAGCUUCUACUUCUAAAAAUCCACCUUUCCAGAAAUAAGUCUCUCACUGUUGCCGCUUGCUACAGCCCCCCCUCAGCCCCGAGCUGUGCCCUGGACACCAUAUGUGAACUGAUUACCCCCCAUCUAUCCUCAGAGUUCGUACUGCUUGGUGACCUAAACUGGGAUAUGCUUAACACCCCGGCCAACCUACAAUCUAAACUAGAUGCCCUCAAUCUCACACAAAUGAUCAACGAACCUACCAGGUACAAUCCUAAAUCUGUAAACAUGGGCACCCUCAUAGAUAUCAUCCUGACAAAUUGACCCACUAAAUACACCUCCGCUGUCUUCAACCAGGAUCUCAGCGAUCACUGCCUUAUUGUCUGCGUCCAUAAUGGGUCCUUGGUCAAACGACCACCCCUCAUCACUGUCAAAUGCUCCCUAAAACACUUUAGCGAGCAGGCCUUUCUAAUUGACCUGGCCUGGGUAUCCUGGAUGGAUAUUGACCUCAUUCCGUCAGUAGAGGAUGCCUGGUUGUUCUUUAAAAGUGCUUUCCUCUCAAUCUUAAAUAAGCAAAAAUUCAGAACUAAGAACAGAUAUAGCCCCUGGUUCUCGUCAGACUUGACUGCCCUUGACCAGCACAAAAACAUCCUGUGGCGUACUGCAUUAGCAUCGAACAGCCCCCGCGAUAUGCAACUUUUCAGGGAAGUCAGGAACCAAUAUACACAAUCAGUUAGGAAAGCGAAGGCUAGCUUUUUCAAACAGAAAUAUGCAUCCUGUAGCACUAACUCCAAAACGUUUUGGGACACUGUAAAGUCCAUGGAGAAUAAGAGCACCUCCUCCCAACUGCCCACUGCACUGAGGAUAGGAAACACUGUCACCACCGAUAAAUCUAUAAUAAUCGAGAAUUUCAACAAGCAUUUUGCCACGGCUGGCCAUGCUUUCCACCUGGCUACCACUACCCAGGCCACCAGCUCUGCACCCUCUGCUGCAACUUGUCCAUGCCCCCCCUGCUUCUCCUUCACACAAAUUCAGACAGUUGAUGUUCUGAAAGAGCUGAAAAAUCUGGACCCCUACAAAUCAGCUGGGCUAGACAAUCUGGACCCUUUCUUUCUAAAAUUAGCCGCCUAAAUUGUCGCAACCCCUAUUACUAGCCUGUUCAACCUCUCUUUCGUAACGUCUGAGAUCCCCAGAGAUUGGAAAGCUGCCACGGGCAUCCCCCUCUUCAAAGGGGGUGACACUCUAGAUCCAAACUGUUACAAACCUAUAUCCAUCCUGCCCUGCCUUUCGAAAGUAUUUGAAAGCCAAGUUAACAAACAGAUCACCGACCAUUUCGAAUCCCACCGUACCUUCUCCACUAUGCAAUCCGGUUUCCGAGCUGGUCAUGGGUGCACCUCAACCACGCUCAAGGUCCUAAACGAUAUUAUAACCGCGGUCGAUAAAAGACAGUACUGCGCAGCCGUCUUCAUCGACCUGGCCAAGGCUUUCGACUCUGUCAACCACCGCAUUCUUAUUGGCAGACUAAAUAGCCUUGGUUUCUUAAAUGACUGCCUCGCCUGGUUCACCAACUACUUCUCAGACAGAGUUCAAUGUGUCAAAUCGGAGGGCCUGUUGUCUGGACAUCUGGCAGUCUCUAUGGGGGUGCCACAGGGUUCAAUUCUCGGGCCGACUCUAUUCUCUUUGUAUAUCAAUGAUGUCGCUCUUGCUGCUGGUGACGCUCGGAUCCACCUCUAUGCGGACGACACCAUUUUGUAUACAUCUGGCCCUUCAUUGGACACUGUGUUAACAAACCUCCAAAUGAGCUUCAACGCCAUACAACACUCCUUCCGUAGCCUCCAACUGCUCUUAAACACUAGUAAAACUAAAUGCAUGCUCUUCAACCGAACGCUGCUUGCACCCGCCCACCCGACUAGAAUCACUACUCUCGGCGGGUCUGACCUAGAGUAUGUGGACAACUACAAAUACCUAGGUGUCUGGUUAGACUGUAAACUCUCCUUCCAGACUCACAUUAAGCAUCUCCAAUCAAAAGUUAGAUCUAGAAUCGGCUUCCUAUUUCUCAACAAAGCCUCCUUCACUCAUGCUGCCAAACAUGCCCUCGUAAAACUGACUAUCCUACCGAUCCUUGACUUCGGCGAUGUCAUUUACAAAAUAGCCUCCAACACUCUACUUAGAAAAUUGGAUGUAGUCUAUCACAGUGCCAUCUGUUUUGUCACCAAAGCCCCAUAUACUACUCACCAUUGUGACCUGUACGCUCUUGUUGGCUGGCCCUCACUACAUAUUCGUCACCAAACCCACUGGCUCCAGGUCAUCUAUAAAUCACUGCUAGGCAAAUCCCCGCCUUUUCUUAGCUCACUGGUCACCAUAGCAACAUCUACCCGUAGUCUGCGCUCCAGCAUGUAUAUCUCACUGGUCAUCCCUAAAGCCAACACCUCCUUUGGCCGCCAUUCCUUCCAGUUCUCUGCUGCCAAUGACUGGAACGAACUGUAAAAAUCUCUGAAGCUGGAGACUCUUAUCUCCCUCACUAACUUUAAGCAUCAGUUGUCAGAGCAGCUUACUGAUCACUGCACCUGUACACAGCCAUUAUGAAAUUAGCCCACCCAACUACCUCAUCACCAUAUUGUUAUUUAUUUUGCUAAUCUGCACCCCAGUAUCUCUAUUUGCACAUCCUCUUUUGCAUAUCUAUCAUUCCAGUGUUAAUACGAAAUUGUAACUCUUUUGCACUAUGGCCUAUUUAUUGCCUUACCUCCAUAAUUUACUACAUUCGCACACACUGUAUAUAUAUAUAUAUAUAUUUUUUUUUUAAUUGACUUUAUGUUUUGUUUACCCCAUAUGUAACUCUGUGUUGUUGUUUUUAUCGCACUGCUUUGCUUUAUCUUGGCCAGGUCGCAGUUGUAAAUAAGAACUUGUUCUCAACUGGUUUACCUGGUUAAAUAAAGGUUAAAUAAAUAAAUAAAUAAAAUCACGUCUGGAGGAAACCUGGCGCCAUACCAACGGUGAAGCAACAUUUAAUCCAUUUUAGAGUAAGGCUGAAAUGUAACAAAAUGUGGAAAAAGUCAAGGGGUCUGAAUACUUCAGAAUGCACUGUAUACAGAAACCCAGCCUAAAACCCCAAACAGCAAGCAAUGCAGAUGUAGAAGUUCCGUGGCUUGGAAAAACUCCCUAGUUCUAAACUGCGCACCUAAUACGAGCAGUUCCAUAUGUGACAGAGAUGAACAUCUCCAAUAGAAACUUAGAAAGAGGGGGAAUCUAAUAGCAACUACUAUGAUCGGUUGCUAAUAUGACUAUGAUUGCGCCUUUGGCUUCUGGACAACGAAAGAAAGUUGAUAUAAAAACCAAUAGAACAGGAGAGAAAUGCUGGUUAAUGGCAUGAGGAAGUCUUUAUAAAUGAAUCGUCUCCACGUUUCCAUGGAAGGAUUUUCGCAAGGCUACUUUGAAGCAAGGUAAGACAUGUCUCAGUAUUUGAAGUAAAAUAAAAAGUUCAGGUUUCAAACAAUUAUACUGCCCCAAGCUCACAUAGCAAAGUGGUGGGUGACACACUGAUAGUCAACCGUAGGCAGGCUAUAGCAUCCGAAUGGCAAAUGGGAGGUACUCUUUUCGCGUUGAGAUUGAGAAAUAAAAAUAGCUCCUUUUUAAUCGUGGCCACAAGUUUUUAACACGCGAUUGCAUUUAGAAAUUGUAUUUGUUGCGCAAUGACUGGGCUAACAAAAGCAGGUUUCACUCCAGUAGCCUACAGGCUGACAGGUGGUAGGCUAUUCCGCUCCUCAAACAAGACUGUAUGCUGUGCGAGUGUGAUAAAUAAAAUGCAAAACGACUAACGAAAGUAGACACAUGCCAAUUUAAUUCCACAAAAUUAUGCAAAUUACCUAUAGACCGAUAAGCAUGACCGGUCAAAUAUAUUUUCGGCGGCUAACCGAUUAAAGUUAACCGUUAACAUCCCUAUUUCAAAGUAGAUUUGUUUAAGAACAAAAGUGUCUCAAGAUGGCUCAGGACAAAGGUGAUGGCUGAGAACAAAGGUGAUGGCUGGGCAUGAUUUAUGCACUGCUCUUAUACUGAAACGUUUUUGAAAAUGUGUACCUUACCUGACAUGAAUAUACACUAUAUAUACAAAAGUAUGUGGACACCCCUUCAAAUUAGUGGAUUCAGCUAUUUCAGCCACACCCAUUGCUGACAGGUGGAUAAAAUCGAGCACACAGCCAUGCAAUCUUCAUAGACAAACAUUGGCAGUAGAAUGGCCUUACUGAAGAGCUCAGUGACAUUCAACGUGGCACCGUCAUAGGAUGCCACCUUUCCAACAAGUCAGUUCGUCAAAUUUCUGCACUGCUAGAGCUGCCCCGGUCAACUGUAAGUGCUGUUAAUGUGAAGUGGAAAAGUCUAGGAGCAACAAUGGCUCAGCCGCGAAGUCUUAGGCCACACAAGCUCACAGAACGGGACCGGCAAGAGCUGAAGCGUGUAGCGAGUAAAAAUCGUCUGUCCUCGGUUGCAACACUCACUACGAGUGUUCCAAACUGCCUCUGGAAGCAAGGUCAGCACAAUAACUGUUUGUUGGGAGCUUCAUGAAAUGGGUUUCCAUGGCCGAGCAGCCGCACACAAGCCUAAGAUCACCAUGCACAAUGCCAAGCGUCGGCUGGAGUGGUGUAAAGCUUGCCUCUGGACUCUGGAGCAGUGGAAACGCGUUCUCUAGAGUGAUGAAUCACGCUUCACCAUCUGGCAGUCCAACGGAUGAAUCUGGGUUUGGCAGAUGCCAGGAGAACGCUACCUGCCCCAAUGCAUAGUGCCAACUGUAAAGUUUGGUGGAAGAGGAAUAAUGGUCUGGGGCUGUUUUUCAUCGUUCGGGCUAGGCCCCUUAGUUCCAUUGAAGGGAAAUCUUACUUUUGGUCAUGUAGUGUAACACGUUGUCCUCCUUUUCACCUCUUCCCAUAUUUACUGACUGACUGGGGCUUUGGCCUAAUCUUUCUUUAAUGAUGAAUCAAUAAUAGAUCCUGAUUUUUCUAGCCAAUUAAUUACUGUGAAUCCUCCCAUCUUCUGAGCAAAGCUUCCUCUAUUCAAGGUGGACUAAACCCACCCACUCUGGGCCCCCAUCUAACAGGUCAUGAUUAGCCUAACAGUUAAAGAGAGAAGAUGAGGCCAAAGCCCCAGUCAGUCAGUAAAUAUGGGAUGAGGGGAAAAAGAGGUCAACGUGUUAUAUUCAUGCCAGGCAAGGGACACAUUUUCCAAAAAGUUUCAGUAUGAGAGCAGUGCAAAAAAUAUUACGAUCAUUCAAUCGGUUUGUUACAGUUUUUACAAUGUCAUUAAUUUCUAAGAGGGCCUAGGAGAGGUCUAAGAACAGUUACUUCCCUGAUUCCUCAACAGAGAGAGAGAUAGUGAUCUUCUUUCAGUCAUACUGUGGUUAUAGAGGGAGAGAUGAGAGGGGGGAAGAGGACAGAUUAUACCUUAUUGUAGAGCUACUAGCGCUGACUUUACUGAAAAUGUACAUGCUACGAUUGUGAUGUGUUGUUGUCUCACCUAGCUAUCUUAAAAUUAAUGCCAUAAUGUAAGUGUCUGCUAAAUGAGUAAAAUGUAGGUAGCUUUCCUCUCCGUUGUACUUCAUCAUUCCUCAUGAGUCACUCACUUUUCAUUCAUCUCUCUCUCUCUCUCUCUCUCUCUCUCUCUCUCUCUCUCUCUCUCUCUCUUCUCUCUCUCUCUCUAUCUAUCUAUCUAUCUAAUCUAUCUAUCUAUCUAUCUAUCUAUCUAUCUAUCUAUCUAUCUAUCUAUCUAUCUAUCUAUCUAUCUAUCUAUCUAUCUAUCUAUUCUAUCUAUCUAUCUAUCUAUCUAUCUAUCUAUCUAUCUAUCUAUCUAUCUAUCUAUCUAUCUAUCUAUCUAUCUAUCUAUCUAUCUAUCUAUCUAUCUAUCUCUCUAUCUCUCUAUCUCUCUCUCUCUCUGCCAUGCUGUUUCUGUCCCUGGCUGUCACAGAGCUCUCUGCCCCUCAUCUCCUUCUUUCCUCUGUGAAAUCUCUCUCUCUUUGUGCGACUCCCUCAUAAUGGAACUAAGUCAGCUUCAGGGGAACAGAAGCUCCGACACCCCUUGCUACUCUUACGCCCCUCAACCAGGCCCUAUGACUGGGUCUCAGAUGACAGGUCACUUCACACACACACACACACACACACACACACACACACACACACACACACUAAUUGCGCAUAGAGACAAUCACAUCCUUAGAGACCUAAUAACAUCUGACCUCUACUUAAAAUGUAUCUUUUUGUAUUCCCUUGAGUCCCUAUAAUCAGUUUUUAUUAUUACACACACACACACACACACACACACACACACACACACACACACACACACACACACACACACACACACACACACACACACACACACACACACACACACACACACACACACACACACACACACACACACACACACACACACCUCAUGGUUCCCAGUAAAGUGUAUUAUUUACUGGCAGCCCUUCCCUCCAAGCAGUAAAUAAGUAAUGAGAACAUUGUUAAAAUUCUGCUGGUAUUCCAUCGCGCUCUACCUCCCAACCCUCUCUUUCGCUCCUCUUACAAAUGCAAAAGGAAGCUUUACUAGAAAGGUAGAAAUCUCUCCUUAUCAUAUUCCUCUCUCCUCCCAUACUACAUCCCUCCAGUCAUGCUCCUCAGAGCUUUUAUCCCUCACCUACACAACAACACAGAAACUCUCUCUGUUUGAAUCUCUGUCAAAUACUGUUCUCUCUCAGCUUUUCAUUUACCACUCAUGCAUACAUAAUGAUUUCAAUUAGUAUUUUCCAAGACAAGUGCUUAUGAGUCCUUGCUUCCUCCAAUAAUGCAUUACAGUAAUGUGCAUGAGAACAAUUCUCAUUCUGGUUUUCAGUCAGUACACACCUCAUAUUGUCAGUGUAAAUUUGAAAAGCUAUUUGCAUUUCCCAAUAUUAGCAUGCGUUAUAUCUUACCUAUUCAACAUUGAGACUUUUGGUCUAUAUGUACACACUACAUUUGGUCUGUAUAUGAAGAGUUUAAUUGCAAAACACUAUAAAUCAUUUUUCAGAAAUGUUGGUAACUAACUAACUUGAUGGUUUCAUUUUGAGAGACAAAUAAUCAUGUUUUGUUGCAAUACGCUAUAUAUUCUCCUCACUCACAGAGAAAAAGUAGCACUGCUAGAUUUUACACAGUCAAAUGUGACAAAUAAGUACAUUUGUAAUAAAGAACUGUACCAAUGAUACAUUUGUGACAUCAAUAAAACAAACAAAUGAAACUGAAUCAAUACAGUAAUAUGACAUUUGUAUGUAAAAUAUUUACAUUUUACAUUUGCCAUUUAGCAGAUGAUCUUAUCCAGAGCAACUUACAGUUAGUGCAUUCAUCUUAAGAUAGCUAGGCGAGAUAACCACAUGUCACAGUCAAACAUAUACAGCAUAAGAACAUUCAAUUCCAGCUAAAAGAUGGACAUAUAGUGUGUUGCAACAAAACCCAUUUUAAUACAAAUCUGAAAACACAUUUCUGAUGAAUAAACACAGAUGUGAAAAAUUGGUGGAUAUGGCAUUUUGGAACCAAACUCUUUAAUAUGUACACCCGUACUGCAAAUACAUAAAUGGUUCCAUUGUAGUUGGUUCCAUUACAGUGCAUAUUUUCAGAGUGUAUGGCACAAUACACAGCAAUGUCAAUACACCACAGUGGAAUAACACUCCACUAGAGACCUAUAGACACAGACGGGACUGGUAAAGUGCCCCCAUAUGGAACAAAACAUACUGGUUGACAGAAUGCUGACAGACAUACAGAACACAGAGGUAAUGUUGACAAAAUGUGGACGAGGAAACUACACCAAUAGAGUGUAGACAUACAGACGGAACAGAAAUACAGUGUGACCAUCGCCAGAGCAGAAGAACAAGAACUGAACUUGUGAAUACAUACAGUCAGAAUAGAGUCAGAGAUUUACCACAGACAGAGGUCAAAGCUGCACAACAGAUGAGGCCCCCUUUUCUACAUCUGCCCCUUGGAUAGAUGAAGAGGUGAAGGAGGUGGAGGGAUGGAUGGUGAAAUGACAUUUAGGCUAGACGAGGGACCAUCAAAGUCCAAGGAUGCACUAUGCUAAAAUAGAUGCCCUCUGAUUUGUUUCUGUCUUGCAGAAUAGGCAGUUGAUAUUUUAGCCAAUUUUGACCUUUUCUGUUGAGAUAGAGAUCUUCAGCAGCCUAACAUUUUGGAAAGGGUGAAGCAUAAGGAUAACCGAGUCUGAGAUCUGAGUGUAAGUGUGUGUGCGCAUGAGUGGGUUUGUGUGUAUGUGUGCAUGUGUGUGUGCACGUGCGUGGGUGGGUGUUGAGUAAAAUGUAGGGAGCUGAACUGAAGCGUCUGUAAGCCUGUUGGGUCAGUCAGACAGCGUGAAAUCCUGUUUCAAACUGGCUCAGACAGACAGAGAGGGCCUAUAGCUCCAUGUACCAAACACAUAGCCAGUCAAUGGGUGUAUUUACUGUAGAUGUGUAGUCUGUAUGGGACAAUGCUUUUUGGCAGCCUUGCUGUGUUAUGGACAAAUCUGUGCUUUGAUGCAUUUUUAUAAGAGUAAGAGUACUGAAGUGUGUGCCUGCGUGUGUGUGUGUGACCGUGUGUUUGUAGGCUGUCAUUCUCAUUUUAAUACGUGUUAUUUCUUACAAUGUACAGUUUGUUGCGAUUCACUGCUUUAAUCCUCUCUGUCCCCUGGUUAGUCUCAUAGCUCUGCUUGGCUCUAAAGUAAUUGGCAUUGUGACUGUUGCAAAUGUGCCAACAGAGCUGUUUUUAAGAUUGAAAUUAGACAAUGAACAGCACUAAAAUGUAGCUUGAUAUUCAGAGAGGGAGAGAGGGUGAAGGGAGGUCAAGGAAGAUAUACUAAUUGAGGGAAUACACAAGUAUUGUGCAAACCAAACAGGUGCAUAUCUAUAUCUGUUGGCAGCAUUUUAACCUUUGUGUUAUCAACGUUUGUAUUGUUAGCAUUUUGAAAGCUAUACUGCCAAAAGCCCUCUCUCCACCCCCACCCACUCUCUCUCCCACACAGUCAUUUACAUCACAUUCCUAGGCUGUGUUCCAUAUUUAAAUUCAUCCCAUCACACACCUGUUAUCCAAUUGCUCUGUCUUCCUCUCUUUUCUGUGUGUCAGGGCAUCAACUCAUUUAAAUUCACAGGUGGUCAGAGGCUUUUUUAAUGUAAUUUAUGCUUGUCUAGUACAGUUUAUAUCCCAUAUAAUUAUUGGUACCUUAUCAUAUACGCAAUUGGUACUUGUAAUCCUCCCAAGGACCGAAGGAAAUGGAAGAUACAUACAGUAUGUCACAUAUAUAUGAAUAUUGACAAAUGUGUAUUGAUAGUGCACCUUGAUUGUGCAUUAUUUCAUGUAGAUUUUAGUAGCUCUCUCUCUCUCCUUCUGCCCUGUUAUAUGCUACCUGCAUAGUGCAAACAGAUCAUCAGGCUGUCUGGAACAUGCCCUGUGUUUCCCACAGAGAGAGACAUAGAAAGAGGAAGAGAGCAAGAGAGAGAGAGCAUGAGGGGGAGGAUGGGUAGCAAAUAAGGUGUGGGCAAAAUAUGGGGGACUAGGGGAGGGGGCCAGAGAGAGAGAGAGAGAGAGAGAGAGAAGGAGGGAUGGAGAACAGUGUUGCAUCCAGUAGAAUCUUAUUCAGCAGUAGCAGCAGCAGCAGGCAUGCUUGAUGGUGCGGCAGAACCGCCUUUGUGUUCUCCGCUGCAGUGGGGGAGCGCAUUUAUCGUUGCGCCUGAGGGGAGAAGCCAAGACUAUCCUCCAAUCAGCCGUCAGUGAUUUCUAUAAUCUUCUAGAGUCUGCUGAUGGUGAUUUAUGUCGAACCUGAGAGAGGCACUUCACACUCUGACUCUACACACCACCUGGAUGGAAUCCUCUCAACGCUUUUAUUCCUAAUUGUGGGUUUUUAAAAGAAAGACCAACAGACAAAAGGUGGAUUACUACAGAGCUGCUGUCUCACAUUCUUGAAUGUAUGCUCUUUCCUCCCUGCAGUACAAGAUGGAUGAACUUUCUUUUUAUGGGGCUCUAGUUUGAGCUUUGUUUUGGUCUGUGAGGACACAGAGGGACAGAAGUGCUCUCAAGCUUGAUUAUUGCAGUAAUCUGGAAGAGGGAAUACUCUCAUAUCAUUCCUCAUCAUUACAAUUUGCAUGUCCUCUCUUUCUUUCCUCCGUGAGUCUGUUGCAUCCUGUAUGAGUCCAUACCUGUUGACUCAGAUCAUUCACAUGGCAGGCUCUGGGUUUCAAACGAGAGGUUUUACAGUACUAGCCAGGUAAGAUUAGAAUUCACAUACAUCCUCAUGCGAUGAUAGGCUUUAUCUGGAGCUGGAGAUGGAGAGAGCGUAGGAACCGUUGGGACAUUUGACACGCCUGUUUGGCUUUCAGCACCUGCUGUGACUGUCUGACACAGUUCUACAGCUAGAUUGGCUAAUGGCAGCUCUCUAGUGCUUACUGCCUAACCUAGCAGACUGGGAGGGGUUUUUCAAGUGUGUGUGCAUGUCUCUGUGUGUGUGUGUGUGUGGCCUUUUAUAUUGGAGUUGGUUAUAUAUUGUGUGUAUGUUCCAGUGUUAAGGAUUACACUGAGUGUCUGUAGCGAUUACAGGUGCAGACAGGGAGGUUUUGAGGAAGGAUUACAGAAGCUAACACCUUGUUGCUGCCAGGAGGGUGGCUGGACAGAGGUUUACAUUUCAAAGCGUACAACGUUGAGUGGUGUGCAGACUGCAGGGUCUCCUGGAGGAAGUACUGAUAAGACUUAAAGGUUUAACCCAGGUGAUGAGACAGACAGAGAGAGGGGAGAGGACGGGAGAGAUACACGCUCAUGGAGAAAUGGUUACAAGGUUACAGUAUAAUGUAAUACCUUUCUACUUGAGCAUGCAUUAUCUUAGAGAUUGAGAGAGAAAGGCAGACAGAGGGUAAUUAAAGAAUGAGUGCAGGAUUUAAGUCAAUAUACUGAUUUAGCCCACUUAAACAGUGGAAGCACGGGUUGAAUGAGAGAUACAAAUGAGAGGAGAAGAGACAAAGUGAAAGACUAUCAAUUAACACAUUUCAAUGAGGAAAAUAAAGAUCCUUAACCUCAAUCUUUCAAAUAAAAAGCACGUUAUUUUACACGGCUUAUCAUUGGUGGUCUUGAUGGCAACUAGUCCUGAUUCUCCCAAUAGUCCUGCAAACACAACAUGCAAUUGAAUCCCUUAGUGCAUUUGAUAUUGAUUUUAAAACAUGACUGAGUAGGAGGGUUCCUGGUCUCUGCCUAACAGGUCUAUAAUUGAAUUAUAAUCUUCCAUUCAGUGACACCCUGGAGCAAUAGCCUCCAGUGUUCCAGUGGGUUGGAAACACUUUGGUUUAGUUAAUAAAUGAACCAUAAUGUCAAAAGAGCUGGCUGGAAACCUGACAAAACACCUAGCUGAACCAACCAGUCUGUCUCACACACCCUUCAGCAGACAACAGUAAUCUGUUUUCCUCAAACACUCCACAUUUAAAUGACAUACAUUUUGUUUGUAGACGUGUUCACUGAAACAGCUUCAUCCUGAAAGUGGUCUUUAGCGGUUGUUAUUCUGACAGAUACAGACCAUCAGGCAGAGAGGUGUAGUUGGGACAACAGCGACUUCCUGGUGCGUUGUUGCCUCACUGUGAUGCGUGUGCAGGUGUCUGUGUUAUUGCGUUUCGUGUACCCAAUACACACUGCUUAUCUUAGCUCGACAACCAGGGUUUGAGUUUCAAGCAGUAGGCUAGAUGGUUCUGUGGGAAGAUUCUCUCUCUCUCCUCUUCAUCAGUUUCAAUGGGGGUAAACCAGGAAAUGUCAAUGACCAUAAGCACCAAUGAAAAGGUCCUGAGGAGUCCAUUUAUCCUGAAGAGGUGAAAGUACCAGAGCAAAAGAGGAGCGAAACCUGGGAAAAGACUCAAGCAAUCCUUCUAAACCUGGAAAGCGAAAAAGGUGUGAAACUCGAGGAGGAGUGUUAGGGAAAAAGAGGGUGAGAAGUUAUUUGAUAUCGGUGCCGUUUGCAUCUGAAACUUUGAAAGUGUUUCUUGGAUAGAGUGCUUGGACCAGGGGAAAAACGUGGGUGAGUUUACUUCGAGUUCCAUUGGGAAAAACUCAGCUAGUUCAGAGAGACAGCUCACAUAGCGAGACUGUUCCACAGAAAUUAGAAGUGGUUAUUAGGUUAUUUAAUCAUUAUUAUAUAGUUAUGAUAGACUGUCUUAGAUACAUUACAACAAAAUAACAGAGAUCAUCUGUCAGUCUUUCUUUCCAACCCAUCCUCAGCUCCCUUGUCACCUUAGUCAUCCCUUACUCCCCUUUCUACUCCCAGUCCAAAGAGCACGAUGGAGUCACGCAAAACCUAACCUGAACUAACCACUCCAAGCAUAUGAAGACAAACAAAGAUUUUUGUACUCUGUGAUGGGGACAGAAACAGAUGGGAAGACAUACAAAACCCUUUUCUAAAUGUAUGGAUCACUACAGGAUGGUAAAACUUGAAAUCUGACUAAAAAGAGGAGAGGAACAGGACACAUACCUGGUUAAAAUAAAGGUGAAAUAAAAAAUAAAAACAGGGAUAGGGACACAGACUGUUUUUGGGGACAGAGAACCUCUGGGAUCCAUAAUCCACAGUGCCCUGACAUAAGAGGGGUUGACACUCAGACCCUGUUGGUCGGUGGGGAGCUCUCUCUGACUGCCACACCCAGAGGGAAAGAGGGGUGUUUUUAGGUACUGAUCUCCUGGACUGGUUUGGCCCCACCCGGCCUGAGUCCAGGUCACCAUGGGGUGCAACAUGUGUGUGGUUCAGAAGCCUGAGGAACAGUACAGGGUCAUGUUCCAGGUGAGUGAUUCUCUCUCUCUCUUUGUCUCUCUCUUUCUCUUGUUCUCUUGUUGUUUCUCUUGUUCUCUUGUUACUUUCUCUCGCCCUCUCUCUCUCUCUCGCCAUCUCUCAUUCUCGCCAUCUCUCUCUCCCUCUCGCUCUCUCUCACUCUCUCUCUUCCACCUAGCUUACUGUAGUACCAACUCUAUUAACACUCCUCUCUCGCUAUCUUGAUACUGACACAGCCUCUUCAUAUUGACACCUCUCUGGUACAGUUGCUGUCUGCCUACAGUCUGGUUACAGUUUGUGUUAUCAGUCAAAAUGUUCUGGGAGCACCACCUGUAGAGACAGAGACAGGCUGACGUCCUAUAGGUCUAAUGUCAGUCAUCCAUCACAACCAACUGACAGAUUAUUUGCACACCGGAUGUCUUUAACAUCCCAUCCACAUGAACAAGCAGUGCAAUUUUUUACAGAGGGGCUCACAGUAAAAUGAUCAUGAACAAUGUAAUUACAACAGCCAUAAUGAUGACAGAUUUUUGGAGGAACAAAACAUGAUGAGAAAAUAACAACAUUAUCACUCUACAGAAUAUGAUUAUUAUUGUGACAAAACUCAUAAGGCAGGCAUAUUCAUUCUUAUGUUAUUUGCCAAGGAUUCAUGAUUCAUUAAACACAGGCAUUUACAUUAUUAAAUAUGAUAGAUAAGUAAUAUAUUUGUAGUUGUACUUGUGCAACCACAACCAUUCUCUCUCAGUUGCAGCAAUAAUGCAAGUUUAAUAAUCAUAACUAUAUUCAUACUCUGUUAUAAUUAUUGUAAUUAUUAUGAAAAGCCCUAUAGAGCACAAUUACAUCUGAGAGGAAGACAAUGAGGGGCCAGAUUUUCACUGGGAUGCUGUAGGUAAUACUGUAAGAUGCUUUGGUUUUAGCUCAGUGCCAAAAUAGUUAUUGUCAAGGGGUUGCGCCGAAGGGUUGCCACGGUUACAGCCUCAGCAAUAGCAGCAUUUAGCAACUGAGAGACGGUAUAUGUGUAAGAACAUCUAGGUGUGCAAGUCUUGUGUAGGUUUUGCCAACCUGGCCUCUUGGGAAUUCCAAUUUGUAGGAUUUGGGAUGUAAAUUGGUAUCCCUCGAUUUAGUAUGAUAUGUUACGUUACGUUACAAAUGGAAUAGCGGUUGUACAAUAUCAUACGAAUUGGAGGAUGUAAAGUUUCAUACAUCUUGGAGGAUGUAUAGUAUUAUACGUAUUGCUCUGAGACCAUGCUGCUUGUAGCGUCAUAACGACAAAAGUUAGGAGAAUUGACAUUGCAGGUUAGAACUAACGACAAAGGUUACAAGGGUUAUGGGAAGGCUUAGCUAAAAUGCUAGUUGUCACCGACUCGAACACGCAACUUUUGGUUGCUAGACUGUCGCGGUAUACCCCACCCAUCCUCCCCAACCAACCUCCCUACUUUCGUUGUUGUGUUAGGUAACCAGACUAUUAUUCCAUUUUAACUUAACAUAAUAUAUCAUAUUAAAUGGAGGUACAGAAAUGUACGUUCCAAAGCCUACGUCUGUUUAACCCCGGUAGGUCUAAGCCCUUCGAUCGCAAUAUCUACUAAGCUAACAUAUUGGAUUGUUUUAAGAUGGUAAUAAAAUGUAUAGUUUAGCCAUUUGAUUUGGAAUUUUAGGACCCCUGUAGGUAUAACAUUUUUAAUAAAAAAUGAAUUUGGCCUUUACUGCUAUUGCCCAUAGAAACGCAUUGAUUAACACAUUUGUACAUGGCAAAACAGACAGUCAAAAAAUGUAUCAUAAGGAAUAAGGUUUUGAAUUGUCUGUCCUAUAUCUGAGAGAUAUAAGAAACUCAGGGUUGUAUUUAGUUUGGUCACUUUAUUCAUGGCACCCCUAUGCUCGUUGUGAUAUUUUACAGCCCAGUACUGGGUUAUCAUCAGAAGACUCCAAUGAAGCUUUUUUAUUGCUCAAACGGUUCGGUCUGGACAGUCGGUUUUGUGAGAAACCUUUUCGAAGUCCGCAACAGAGAGUUCAGACGACUGCCGUAAAGUUUGUGGAAUCAACAACGGGGAUGUCGUAGAGAAAAACAAACGACACUGUUGUGUCAAAGACAGUAGAGUAUGAAGAUGGGCACAAACUGCUUUUCCAAUAGAAAUCCCAGAUCCCACUUGCAGGCGAUGUCAUGGUGAUGUUGGCUAGAUUCAAAACAACUGGGAACUGGGAACUCGGAAAUCUCAGACUUCUGACUUCAGUGUUUUCAAGACAAUUGAGUCAGGACAUGUAAGUCUGUGCCAGUCGUCAGAACUGCAUCUGGUGCCCGAGGCAAAGCCAAAGCAGCGAACAAUGGGAUGACAUGGCACUGCCAGUGGUAGAGUAAUGAGUCACAGAAAGGAAAGGACAGGAUGGAAAAAAUAAGGGGGAAGGAAGGAUGGAGAGGGCUUACUUUUCUGCUGUUUGCCUUCAGACGACAGGAGUAAUUGAUUUGAGCGCUUCACAGAGCUGGGAUGAAUAGGUAGGUUUGUGUGACUUUGCUGAUCCCUCGUGUGUGUGUAUGUGUGUGUGUGUUCGUACAGUACGUGCGCGUGUGUGUAUGUGUAGUCUGGAGCAUGUAAGGGAGACUGGCGGUAAUUUCAGUGACCCCAUUACAGAGGUCAGCCAUGAUGACAGAGACCACAUGCAGGGUCAGUAUUUUGAUGAAGUGGAAGAUUAUAUCACUUCACUGAUCAAGCAUUCACACAAUUGUGUAAUAAGCUGUGCAUAAAGGUAUGCCCAAGGAAGCGAGCUCAAGUAACACAAAAUGUGCUCAGCUUUUACAGACAACAAAAUCCACAGACUGGCAGACUGAGUCCCCUGUGUGAGAUCCAGACAGGGAGUGGUGGGGACUAAAACAGUGGUGGUUUAUCACUGAUUCCUCUGCCUGAGCAGAAGAGAGCUGUUCUCUGUCCCAUCUGGGUGAUGUAGCAAGGAGCAUGUCUGUUUGCUCUGUGGUCCGAUCAGUCUGUACACUCUUAGAAAAAAGCUGUCCCCAUAGCCCUUUUUGGUUCCAGGUAGAACUCAUUUGGUUUCCAUGUAGAACCCUACCUGGAACCAAAAAGGGUUAUCCUAUGGGGACAGCCGAAGAACCCUUUUAGGUUCUAGAUAGCACCUUUUUUUCUAAGCGUGUACCCAAUGCUUACAAAGACCACAGAGGCUGAAGAUAGACAGAGGAGACACAGAACUGAGACACCGACACCACUUCUAUUGGCAGAUAUAAAGGGUGAUCGGUGUUCCCAACCUGGGAAGGCCAGAUGGCAAAGGGAGUGUCAAGAGGAGCAGACAGGCAUGUAAAUAGACCGUCAGCAUUCCAAACAGGAUACACUGACGGUUUGAUAACAGAAGAUGAAGCUCUGCAGUUUCAAAGGCACACCAGGAGUAACAUUCAGGCAUAAAAUAUGCUUUCCAUCCAAAGGCACUUUGUAUUUCCAUUUAAUUAAAAGUAUUGAAUUAAAAUAACUCUAGGCAAUAUUGUAAAUACAGAAUUUAUAACAGGACAAAGGGUUGAUUGGUUUCAAACAUUACAUUUUUCCACAUUUCCCUGCUUUCUAAGACACUGCAUGUUUGAGGUUUUGGUGCUUUGUUCUGGGCUGUUCACAAACAUGCGUAACUACACAUUCAAAUUUAGACUCAGUUCAAUGAGUAAUUCCCUGCUCUUCAUAUAAAGCAAACAUAACGUUCAACUGAAAGGCUAGUUCUGUCUGUCUGAAUACAUACUUCUCUUACCGGAGGAACGUAUUAAUGUGCUGCUGGCGGGUGCACAUGUCUUGUGAAUGGUACACACCCAUAUUUUCGAUUCUGCCUCCUGUCACUCCCCAGGUGAAAGUGGUAAAGGUCACCUCAUUUAUCAGUGUCUACAGCCUACAUGAGUCUAUGUAUUUACAAUAAGCAUUAGUUGAGUUUAUGGGUAAUGCAUAGCAAACUUACCAGAACAUUCAUGUAUCUACACCACACAGUGAGCACAGUAUCCAUUUUGUGCUGCACCACCCACCCCUCUUCAGUCUCCCCCUCCGUCUCCUCAGGUCUCUCUCUCCCGCUCUGUAGAAUGGGUCUCUCCCUCUCUGUAGAAUGGGCUUCAAUGCGAGGCCGUUGCCACGGCAACUGAAGUCAUUAAACAAGCCUAAUGUGCUUUUUCACACUGAAAAGUUCUGACAUACACAUUGUGCACAUACACACUGUGCAAACACAUGGCUACCCAUAGAUAGCCUACUGACAUAUUUAUAGAGUACACACACGUACGUACACAGACGACAUGCACGCACAUACAUAAACACACACUCACUCAUAUCAACGCACAUAAAGAACACCAAUUGUAUUAUAUUGACAUAUCCCAACGAUGAGUGCCGUGAUAUGACAACCUGACAAUGAUAUUGACUUUGCACUCUGACAUACUGUUUCUGUAUCUAAGCCAAUAUCUGUCUCUCUCAUUGUCUCCAUCUCCUGUCUUAGAUUGAAUCUUAUCUGUCCCUCUUCCCCUCUUCCUCUCAGCAUCUGUGUAUUGAUUGACUUCUUCUCUGGCUACAAAUAUCCAAACGGCUCCCCACGGUCACACCCACUGAGAUUCCACUUCCACCUUCUGUCUCCUUCUGUCUUCCAUCACUCUCUCGCUCUGAAAAACUAAGCGAAAAGACAGUCAUAUUCAGAGGGAAUUCUCCUCAUGCAUACAGAACCUCUUUUAUAGCUAUGAUUCUCCCAUAGACAAAGAUAAACCUGAGCAAACUGAUUACUUUUUUUCAGUGAGGGUUCAGGGUCUAUGGGCCUUCCAUAGAGAAUGAUCUAUAAACUGAAAUAUCUGUUGACUAACUAAUUGGCUUUGGACUCACCUCAAAGCAGACCUUUUAUUAUUCAACUCAUCUGCCUCUUUAUCAUGGUGCCUGUAUCUUUCCCCUUGGGAACACCUCUCUCUGGUAAAGCUUAUUUGUAUGAUUAAGUGUGUGUGUGUGGUGUGUGUGUGUGUGUGUGUGUGUGUGUGUGUGUGUGUGUGUGGAGUGUGUGUUUGUGUGUGUUGGUGUGUUUGGGAGUUUUUUGGUGUAUGUCUGGUCAUGUCAGGAUGAGAGAGAGAGAGAGAGAGAGAGUGGGGUGAGGAAGAGGGAGGAGGAAAUACAUUACAGCUUUCUUCGACAAUAACAAAUACGUACAGCUCCUAAAUAAGCUUAAAGAAACCAAAAAGGGUUCUCCUAUGGGGACAGCCAAAUACCUCUUUUGGUAUUGAUAGCUCUGUUGAUAAUGGUGUUUCUGAGAAUCAAUCUAUUAACCCAAAAUACGCUUAUUAGAUUCCCAAUUUCCCUGAAUGUUUGAGCAGCUAAUAUUUGUCUAUGUCUGAGCUCAACCACUGCCCACUGGUCUGUAUAAAUGUCCCUCUGUGAUAUCAAACAGCUGGGGUUAGAACCAGAAGGCACUGAGCAUGUCUCCAGAUAUAAUUGAUUUUGUGAAGAGGGGACUUCUACACCCUUCAAAGCAUGGGAGAUGAGAAAAAUCUAUUACCCAACAAGUAUAAUUCAAUAUGUGAAGGGCAGCAGGGCACGGUCAGCAUGCCGCCAUUACAAAAAAGGAGGGAAACCAUUUGGAGUUUUUGUCAUUCAUUUUUAUGCAAAUUGUUUUAGUGAUAAGCGAAAUUAUUCACAGGGAAGAAUACGCGUCAGUAUAGAGUUUAUGAGUCGAUACAUUUGACAAAUCCUGCUUCACUGCUCAUAUGUUUAGGUGGGUGUAGAGUACACCACCCAUUCCCAGCAUGUCCUCUCCCAGAGUCUGGUGUACUGUAGAUAUUCAAUCAAUCUGCAGCUAAAAGGUUGGAGAUAAAAUCUCAUUAAGCCUCAACCACUAACACAUCUCCCUGGGGGUUCCUCUGUGUGUUUCCACUAUUUACUUUACCAACAAGCAUGGAGCUAUGAGACAUUCAAACCCAAAAUGAGUCAAAUUUAAUUAUUAACUUGCAAUCUAUGAUUCCUCGAAAGCUCUUUCCCUCUUUCUUUGUCCUUGUAUUUCACUCCUCCUUCCUCACCACCCUUCAUCAUUUUACCUCCCCUUCCCCCUGUGCUGCUCUCCAUCAGCGUCUCUCCCUCGCUUUUUCACUCAUUCCUUUGAACCCCCUGCUUCUCUUUCAUCUCCCUCUCUCUUUCACCCCCACCACUCGUUACACAGCUUCUCCCAACCACCCCCCUACUGUGCUAAUCCGAAUAUUGUAGGGAAUAACUGGAAUAUUUAACGGCACGGAACUCAGUCUCAAUUCACGCCUGUUAUUUAAUAUAACUUUAGUGAAGGAAUGAGCAAUACACACCCUGCUCUCUCUCAUCGGCAAUUCGACUUGACUGUCAUUGGAUAAUAUGGGACACUGCAAAGGUCAGAGGUUAUAGGUCAUGAAAUCAGCUGACAUAAUGGACCACUGGAUGUAUAAUUCAUUGCACAACAUGUCAAGAUGAAUUAUCCUUCCAAUCUAAGUUCUCAGACUGUCAGUUAUGGCCAAAGGGCUAUUCUUCUAUAUACCCUAUCCCUCAUUGGUCCUGGUGAUGGUGUUACAGGAGAAAAACAAUUCACUGUCUGAAAUGCUCCAUCUCACCUGGUUCCUAUAAUGUGUAGACAAACAAAGAUAAUAGGAACCAUACAGAGAUAGAGAAGAAGAGAGAGUAAAAAAAGACAAGAAAAAUGCUUGAUUCAGUUGCAUGACAAGCUUUUGUAGGGGACAAUUUCAUUAGACUUGAAUGAAAACUACAGUUACGCUUCACACUGUUAACUCUAUUUGGCAAGGCGUAAGAUGCCAUUAAAAAAUGAGGUUUCUUAUUUGUCUUCAAGUGAAAGAACUCAUUAAGAGGGUGAGAGAGACAGAGAUUUAUGGAGGGCCAUUAGUAUGGGAAGGACAAACAGGCAAGGGAAGGAAAUGGCACAGACAUAGGAGCAUGUUUUGUAUCCUCUAGCGAGGGGCUGGAGAAAGAACAGUGCUGAGGCAGCAUGAGGAGAGGGAGAGAGAGAGAGUAAAUGCAGGCAAGGCAAAGAGCGACAGAAGGGAGAGUGGAAGAGGGAGACACAAUGGGAGGGGAGUGGGGUUUGGAAAGAGGUGUGAGCAAAGAAAUCUUGUAGAGUGAGAGAGGAGGUACAGAAAGGUAUGGAGAGCCAGAACCAAAUGGAAAAUAAUAGAAAGCCAAUGUGGCAAGAACGUUUUUGUGGUUGACUGCACAGGGGAACAUCGAUUUGAAUUGCAAUUAUUUGAAGGGGACAGGAAAAGAGAGGGGAACGAUGGAGGCAUGGAAGCAGGGUAUAAAGAUGUGGAAAUCCCCAGACAGCCAAGGUCGGUGUGUGACCAUGAGUGCACUAACACAAUGUCUGUAUGCCUGGGUGUCUGUCUUGUCACUCAGAGCACCUCAAUACUGUCUACAGGUCUCCAUUAAAACAUAUGGAGGCACACUUGUGACACACACACACGCGCACACUCGCCCAGCUGUGUGCAGUAUGCUCAUGACUUCAACCAGCAGAUUCUAUACACGCCAAAAAGCACAUUACCAUUUGGUCAAAGAGGGGCAUAUAUGGUGACUUGAUGUUUCACCUCUUAACAUACUUAAUAUUGGGGGGUCUUGCAUCAGUUGACCAGUAUCACUGCUUCCCUUAUGGAGACAGUUCAGUCGCCCCCAAAGCAACAUCCCUGCUAUUUCAAUCAGAUUCCUCCAGCAGAUCUACACCCAUAAUCCCUAAUUAUAAAUCCCCCUCUAUCUGCCUCUCUCUGUAUCAACUGGCAGGGGGGCAAACAUCAUAGAUGUGGAGAUACAGAGAAGAGAGCAGAGAGAGAGCGAGAAGAGAAGAGAGAGAGGAGAGAGAGAGAGAGAGAGAUAGAGAGAGAGAGGAGAGAGAGAGAGAGGAGAGGAGAGAGAGAGAGAGGAGCUAGAGAGAGAGAGAGUCAGAGAAGAGAGAGAGCUAGAUAUAGGAGGCUCGCUUCUCGCUCUCUCUACUCGAGCGAGCAGCUCUGAUCUCUCUCAUCUAAUCUCCUACUCGUACUCUCCUCUCAUCUCUCUCUCUCAUCUGCUUCUCGUCGUCUUCUCUCUCUCCUCUCUCUCUCUGUCUCCUUCUCUGCUUUCUCUACUCUGUCUCUCUCUUGCUCUCUCUUGCUGCUCCCUUGGCUGAGGCAGAGCGGAGCAUGGUACACUAACUAUGAAACUGGUCGUCACAGACCAUUUAGAUCAUCAGGAAACUAGAGAGGGUUUAUCUAUUAGGCUGGGUUGGCACACGUUGAUUUACACAGAGAUGUAUUCUAUGUGAGUUGUGUCCUGAUCUUGUCCACAUUCUGAUUGUGCCCACAUUUCCAGACAGGUGUAGACGAUUAAAAGACACAUUGUGGUCUGAUUGAGAUCAGAUCUUCCUGACCACCUUCGGAGGUAGUGAGGCACAUGUUAGCAAGUGUAGAGGGAUCUGGACAGUGAAACCAUUUACAUCAUCAUUAUCCCACCUUCUAAAAUCAUGGACAGGUGCCAUCAUUGAAUUAUGACAUCAAAAUGUGUAUUAAAAUAAGGAAAUAAAUAUUAUGUUGAAAGAAUGGCUGUCAAAUAAUUUGCUUACAGGAAGGGAACAGGAAAUCUGGUCACAAUGCGGACACAGUGGACGGAUAUGAGACACAUUCUAAUACCAUGUGUAGACAUAGUUCUGAAAAUGUGGACACAAUCAGAAUGUGGACAAGAUCAGGACAAAGCAUGCAUGUUAGCGCCAGGCAUAAACGAGGCUAAAGAGAGGAUCAUGUACAGCAUGGUUAGACACAUGCAGAGGGAUUUAGGACUAAUACAGAGACUAGCCCACCAACAGGCAACAAUUCUCUCAACCAGUAAUAACCCAUUUCCUUACAACAAAAUAGCGCUUUCACCUUUUCCUCAGAACCUACCCUAUUAACGUAAAUGUUCUCUUCUCUAAUGAUUCCAUUGCUCUCCCUCUAUCUCUCCACAGAAGGGUCAAAUAAGUAACAUGCUGUGUCCUUUUGAUGGAGAAGGUCGAUUUAAGGUCUCAGUAUAAAGUCUUUAUUCUCCCCCUCUGUGAUAUCAAAACCUUUUUAGUUGAGAGAAAUGUACCACGUACUGUGAUGUGCCUUUGUAACCCUACAUGUGAUGUGCCUUUGUAACCCUACAUGUGAUGUGCCUUUGUAACCCUACAUGUGAUGUGGGUAUUAUUAACACUCUCUAAACCUACACAUUUCUCUAUGUGUUGAGGUGUACUGUGUUAUUCUCUGUUAUCUUCAUUGGCUAUCUGUUGGCUGACUAACCCUAGCUCUGUGUUUUAGGCCUGUCUGUAUGUGUUGCGUUCAUGUAUUCUCCUCCUCAGUCUAACACACAGUGAACUAACCUGGUCUGUCUGUAUGUCUAGUGAGAGCUCCGCUAAUGUGGCUCAAAGUCUGCUAUCUAUAGUCCUUUUUGGUGCACAUGUUUUGUAAUCACACACUGUCUCCAAUCUCUACCACCCACUCAUUGCCCUUACUCUCUCUAUAAAUUGCUUAUUUUCCUUCGUGUUGGUCUAUCUCUCCACAUCUCCCUCUGUAUGUGCCAUGUCUUUGUACUCCUUUGUGUUUAAUCAUUCUUCACCACACUCUUAGAAAAAAUGGUUAUUUGGCUGUCCCCAUAGGAGAACCCUUUUUGGUUUCAGGUAGAACCCUUUUUGGUUCCAGGUAUAUCUCUUUUGGGUUCCAUCUAAAACCCUCUUUGUAAAGGGUUUUACAUGGAACCCAAAACGGUUCUUCAAAGGGUUCUCCUAUGGGGACAUCCGAAGAACCGUUUUGGGUUCUAGAUAGCACCUUUUUUUCUGAGUGCACUCCCCUACUCUUUCUUUCUUCUCCUUUUCCACUACAUUCUCCUAUCUAACCUCUGAUCUCGCUCCUCCUCUAGGUGAAUGGUAAGGAGCUGUCCUGUCUCUCAGGGGACCCCACCCUGGAUGUGCGAGACCCCCUGCUGUCUCACGUGUUGAAGAGGGGGGCCCGGCGACGGGCGGGACUGGCAGGGCGACUAGCGGGGCUAGACGGGACAGUAGCAGUUACAGGGGGGCUGACUGACUGUGUGGACAGUGGCACUCAGACUGACAUCAGCUUCCAACACAUGUUGACUCUGGGAAGGACCGCCCACCACCCAGGUGGAGCCCCGCCCCCUCACCCGCCCCCCUCCCCUCCGCUGCCACCCAUCCUGGAACCCUACCUGCUCAACGAGCUGUGAGUGGAGUGUGUGUGUGAGAGCGAGAGAGAGAAUUCAAUUUAUUUUUCAAUUUUCUUAAGAUGUUUGAAAGCUCUGAAGUUUGUAGCCCUGCUUAAAUGUUGAUACACUGACAUAUUCUCUAUGUUUUCUUCUCAGCCUUUUAGAGCCUGAAUAUUAUGAACCCAAUGACUACUUUGACAUCACUCAGCAUGAGGUGGAUCUCAGGCAGGAUGAGUUGGAGUACGAGGUGAGGCUACAUUUUCCUUUCAAAUCAAAUUGCCUACCGUGUAAUUCAACAACAAUCCCAUUCUUCAUGCCCUCUCCAUCUCCAUUACCAGUGUUCAGGUGUUUACCUUGUCAUUCAUAAUGUAUUUUUCUCUGCCACGCAUUUCAAUAGGAGGUAGAGCUGUAUAAGUCUCGUCAGCAGGACAAGCUAGGGUUAACGGUGUGCUACCGGACAGACGAUGAGGAGGACCUGGGGAUCUAUGUGGGCGAGGUGAGGAGGAUGGGAGUGAGGAUGAGGGUUAUCCUUGCUCGACUAUUUGCCAGCUAACCUAAUCCUCUCUCUCUCAUUUACAUUUUUACAUUUUAGUCAGUUAGCAGACGCUCUUAUCCAGAGCGACUUACAGUUAGUGAGUGCAUACAUUUUUCAUACUUCUCUCCAGGUCAACCCCAAUAGUAUAGCUGCUAUGGAUGGCCGCAUCCGAGAGGGGGAUAGAAUCUUACAGGUAGGAUUGUCGAGAGAAACAUUUCAGAUAACGUUCUAUUAUAACUUAUGGCAGAAAGCAGGGUCAGACAAGUACAUUUCUGAUGUGAAUUUGUCUCAGAUAAACGGGGUGGACAUCCAGAACAGAGAAGAGGCGGUGGCCAUUCUGACCCAGGAGGACAGCACCAACAUCUCCCUGCUCCUGGCCCGGCCCGAAAUAGAGGUGAGAGACCCUCUGGUAUACUAUCUGAUAUACAGUGGGGGAAAAAAGUAUUUAGUCAGCCACCAAUUGUGCAAGUUCUCCCACUUAAAAAGAUGAGAGAGGCCUAUAAUUUUCAUCAUAGGUACACGUCAACUAUGACAGACAAAUUGAGAAAAAAGAAAAUCCAGAAAAUCACAUUGUAGGAUUUGUUAUGAAUUUAUUUGCAAAUGAUGGUGGAAAAUAAGUAUUGGUCACCUACAAACAAGCAAGAUUUCUGGCUCUCACAGACCUGUAACUUCUUCUUUAAGAGGCUCCUCUGUCCUCCACUCGUUACCUGUAUUAAUGGCACCUGUUUGAACUUGUUAUCAGUAUAAAAGACACCUGUCCACAACCUCAAACAGUCACACUCCAAACUCCACUAUGGCCAAGACCAAAGAGCUGUCAAAGGACACCAGAAACAAAAUUGUAGACCUGCACCAGGCUGGGAAGACUGAAUCUGCAAUAGGUAAGCAGCUUGGUUUGAAGAAAUCAACUGUGGGAGCAAUUAUUAGGAAAUGGAAGACAUACAAGACCACUGAUAAUCUCCCUCGAUCUGGGGUUCCACACAAGAUCUCACCCCGUGGGGUCAAAAUGAUCACAAGAACGGUGAGCAAAAAUCCCAGAACCACGCGGGGGGACCUAGUGAAUGACCUGCAGAGAGCUGGGACCAAAGUAACAAAGCCUACCAUCAGUAACACACUACGCCGCCAGGGACUCAAAUCCUGCAGUGCCAGACGUGUCCCCUGCUUAAGCCAGUACAUGUCCAGGCCCGUCUGAAGUUUGCUAGAGUGCAUUUGGAUGAUCCAGAAGAGGAUUGGUAGAAUGUCAUAUGGUCAUAGUCUCCCGAGUGGCGCAGUGGUCUAAGGCACUGCAUCACAGUGCUAACUGUGCCACUAGAGAUCCUGGUUCGAAUCCAGGCUCUGUCGUAGCCGGCCGCGACUGGGAGACCCAUGGGGCGGCGCACAAUUGGCCCAGCGUCGUCCAGGGUAGGGGAGGGAAUGGCCGGCAGGGGAUGUAGCUCAGUUGGUAGAGCAUGUCGUUUGCAACGCCAGGGUUGUGGGUUCGUUUCCCACGGGGGGACCAGUAUGAAAAAAAUUUUUUUAAAAAAGAAUGUAUGCACUCACUAACUGUAAGUCGCUCUGGAUAAGAGCGUCUGCUAAAUGACUAAAAUGUAAAAUGUCAGAUGAAACCAAAAUAGAACUUUUUGGUAAAAACUCAACUCGUCGUGUUUGGAGGACAAAGAAUGCUGAGUUGCAUCCAAAGAACACCAUACCUACUGUGAAGCAUGGGGGUGGAAACAUCAUGCUUUGGGGCUGUUUUUCUGCAAAGGGACCAGGACGACUGAUCCGUGUAAAGGAAAGAAUGAAUGGGGCCAUGUAUCGUGAGAUUUUGAGUGAAAACCUCCUUCCAUCAGCAAGGGCAUUGAAGAUGAAACGUGGCUGGGUCUUUCAGCAUGACAAUGAUCCCAAACACACCGCCCAGGCAACGAAGGAGUGGCUUCGUAAGAAGCAUUUCAAGGUCCUGACAUAAAGACAGGUCAUAUCGGAACCUCUACACUAGAGGUACACCAUUUGUUUAAAAUAAAUAAGACUGGAGCUAUGAAUCUCCCCCUACCCUGUUUACCCAUGUAAGGAGACAGGAAAGGUGAGAGGAGUAAAGAGGGAGACAGAUGAGAGGACAGAUAGGGAGAAAUGGAGCUGGGCGGGAGCGAUAGCUAGCGAGGAGAAGGAGAGGGAGAGCCUGGUUGUUUUCAGUACAUGCCAAUGUGGCAUUGCUUUGUUUCCCUCAAGGUCACAGCUCAACAGACAUGAGGACACAGUCCCAGGACAUCCCAUAAUAUAUAUACACACCCACCUCCAGAUGGGAUGGCAUAGUAUACCAUUUUUAUACUGAGAGUGAUGAAUUAGGCAUAGACACACACCCAUACAAAAACAAAUGAUUGUGCUCUGAGACACUCUAAGAGUGUUGCAAUCAGAAUGCAGUCCACAUUCAGCCCAGAAUGAGCUAGAGGGCAGAUUUAAGAGAGGGCCAUUAAAUGUAAUGUAGCCUGCUACCCAGACAAAGUCACCACUGCAAGUACCCUCACCUUCCCUUUAUUCAUCUGGCACCCUCGAAUCUGCAGAAAGAAGUGAGAUGCAGGGUUGACCAAAUCUGCAGCUAGAAUAACAAUAAAUAAGAUGAACAACUUCAUAGUUAAGAACGCCAUAACAAUAUGGAAGAAAAUGAAAUGUAUUCAACAAGAACCAAUAUCACUCCCUGAAAACACAACCCCAUGGAACAAUCUUUGGAUAGCUUUUCAGAAUUCACAGAUAAAUUGUUCCACAUGGAAAACUAAAGGCAUAGAAACCGUAAAUGACUUGGUAAUAGGAAAUAAAUGCAUUUCCAUUAAAUAAUUAAAAAGCAAUUUUGGACUGACAAAUUUAGAUAUUUUCAAAUACAUGCAAUUGAAAUAUUUCAUAUCAAAUAUUUUGGAUGUCAGAGCAAUCUUGAGGGAACCCUAUUUGAGUCAGAAAAUGAUAUUCAUAUGAUAGGCAAGACAUACAAAACCUUGCAGAGAGCCUAUCCACCCGACAAUCUCUUAGAAAACAAUAUAAACUACUGGAACCAAGAAUUAAAAAUAACUGAUAUUGACACAAGAUGGAGGGAAUGUUGGAACAUAUUAUAACUAACGAAAUUACAGUUAAUGAAAAUGUACGCUUAAUCCAGUAUAAACUAAUGUGUAAAAUGCAUUACACAAGAGACAAAAUUCACAAAUUCUACAGCACAAUGGCAGUCAUGUCUUAAGUGUAAAAUAACAAUGACUCAAUAAUCCAUGCCUUCUGGGAAUGUUAUAAAGUCCAUGAGUUGUGGGUGGAGUUGGAAAGUUGGCUGUCAGAAGUAUUACAAUGUAAAUGUACUUUUACUCUGUCUGUCUGCAUAUUUCAAGACAUGGCAUAUGAGGGUUCAGUGAGAUACCCGAUGGGUUGGAAGAUACUUUUCUAGUAAAUCAUCUUGAAAAACGUAUACUUAAAAAAUGGAAAUCAACCAAUCCUCCAUCAUUAACACAACGGAAAGGCCAAAUUAGUUAUCUAAAAUGUUGAAACUGUGUGGGAGACGGAGAAACAAAAUAGUGCAGUUUGAGGCCAUGUGGCAGGGAGUGAUGCGGGCGCUGGAGAUGGGGGUGUGAGCAGGUGGGUCUGGGCAGGGGUGAUGUUGGUGUGCGUCUGUAUGUUGUCGAUGGUAUGUGUAUGUUUAGUAUUUUUAUUUUUAUUUUUAAGGAUCAUAAAUAAAAUCGUACAAAAAAUUUAACUAUAAUAAGAUUCAUUGAUAAAGUAUAGUCUCACAUUGAAAACACAGAGGGAAGAGAGGAGAAGAGAUGGGGAUCAUCCAAGGAAAGUAUAUAUGUGCAGAUAUUAAGGGUUUAUUCAACGGUCUGGAAAGAGCAAGAGAGAGCGAGAGAAAAUGAAAUAAAGGGGUUGUUAGAAUAAUAAUAAGAUGAGGAUAAUCAAUGUUUCCAUGUCUCAGCCUGAAUCUAGUUAAACAAUUCAAGUUUAAACCAAAUCAAUUAACCCUUUAAAGCCCAAUGUUACAUAUAUGUAACAUUGCCUUUAAACACAUGGUAAAGUGUCUGUGCACGAUCAAUACAUAAAAGGAAAUUAAUAUCUUGAAGAGAUCGCAAUAAACACUUUUGGCACAAUCUGGUGGACGAUCUUUGUAAUGACACUAUGACCAUUGGCAAAACAAAUAAAAAAUGUCCAAAGAUGCCUGAGUAAAUGUUUUGGCAAAGGAUAGUCACUUGAAAGUUUGUUACAUAUAUGUAACAUAGGGCAUUAAGUGAUACAAACCACACAUUUGCAUAGAUUUUAUGCAUACCAACAGUUUUUAUAUUUAUUUUCCAGAAAUACGUUAUUUGGGGUCUCCUUUCACUUCUGAUUUUUUUAUGCAAGGAAAACUGGGUCCGGGUUUCUAAGGGUUAAAUGUGAUCAUCUCCACUCUGAGGGGUGAAUUGUUUACUGAAUUACAGCAGCGUAUUUACAUACACAUUUGAUCAAUAACUCAGGGGGAUAAAGGGAGUAAAUUAAAACAAGGGAUUUGGUAGUAAAAACACACUGCGGUGGUGGUGUGUGUGUGUGCGCGCAUGUAAGUGCACGUGUGUGCAUGCAUGCAUGCAUAUAGUUAGGUGGGUGGGUGUGCAUGCAUGUGCAUACAUUUACCUUUGGGCCCAAUUUUCCUUCUAUUCAUCCAGACAGCUCAGUGGAAAAUACCCCUCAGUAAAAAUGCCUUUAAAAUGGUAAUGAAAUCACACAUUACUUUGACUCCUACCGCCAUCUAGUGACUGAGAUAAACACUAACAGACAUACCUCUAACACGUUGUAAGGAGGUUCCCAAGAGUACAAGACAUUGAACCUGUUUAAUCUGAUAUAUCAUUUCAAAUCUUUCUUUUCCUUUCUCCUUUGACCUUUUCCCGCCUCAAUAACACCAACUCAACAACGAAACCAUGACGGCAAUCAAACAACAAAACAAACACAAUCCGUGAAACACAUUCUCCAACUUAGAAUGACAACCAGCUCGACCCAGAUGAACUGGACCUGGAGGUUUUGGAUAACGCCGUCCAUCUGCCCAGCCCCCAUCAGCUGAGGAACAGGGCCUCCGUGCUGGGUGAAGGGCCAGGGGUCGUGGGUGGUGGUGUGGUGGUUGGCCACGGGCGGGGUCACCGUGACUCUCCAAACCUGCUCCACACGUUGCUGAGUAACAGUCAGGAGCUGGACAGCGGGGUAGGCCGUACAGACGAGAGUACCCGCAAUGAGGAGUCCUCAGAACACGACCUACUAGGAGACGACCAGACCAGCGCUCCCACCACCAACGCCACCAACACCCCCGGCAGCAUGCGCAGGUUCCUCUCUGUCCGGGGGGACAGGGACACUCCACCCCUUCUACAUGGCCACUCCACAGAGUUCCACUUCAGCACUGACUCUUUACUGGGUCUGGACUGUCUGGGUGGGGGAGGAGGAGGUGACCUGGCAGGAGAGGGGGUCUACGCAGCUGACCCAGUGAUGAUGAUGAUGCCGGGCCUGACAGAAGAAGAGUGUGAGAGGUACAGGGAGCUCCUGGAGAUCAAGUGUUACUAUGAGAAGAACGGCAAUGCUCUUCUGCUGCUGGGGGAGCAUGGGGGCGAUGGGGGGGUUCCUCUGGAUGUGAACAGGAACGAAAGCCUGAUGCAGCAUGAGAUGGCCCUCCUGGAAGAGGAGUUACGCCACCUGGAGUUCAAGUGUCGUAACAUCCUGAGGGCCCAGAAGAUGCAGCAGCUCCGGGAGCGCUGUCUGAAGGCGUGGCCCCUGGAGGAGGAAAGUGGGGCUGGAGGUGGGGCCGGGGCUGGGCGGGUGGCUCCUUUGGUUAGCGAGGAGUCCUGUCACCAUGAACUGUCAGACAUUAAUGAGCUGCCUGAGAGGGAGCGCUCAGACAAGGACAGCACCAGCGCCUACAACACAGGAGGGGAGAGCUGCAGGAGCACCCCUCUGGUCAGCGAACAGUAUCCUUCCCCCUCUGCACAUGGCCACAGCAGCUUGGAGGGGGGAGACUCUGCCUCUUUGCAGUCUCGGACCCCCAGCUGGCACAGGGAGAGGGUAGGCAGGAGUGAGAGGGGGCAGGCUAACCUGAACCAGCCCUACUCCCCUAACUCACACAGGAGGGGAGCGGAAGCCAAGACCUCCAGCCCGAGAGGGACCAAGUUCAGAUCCCUAUCCCGCGACGGGGGGGCAAGGAGGGUGUCAGACGGAGGGGUGAGGUGCCCCAAAACCAAUGGGACAGUGGAGGGGAGGGAAGGACGUAGCGCUGAGAACAGCCCUUAUCUUUCCCGCCGCCACUCUGGCUCCAGAAUCCCCCAGCGCUACCAGAGCUGCAUGCAGCUGAGGUCCCCCUCCACAUCUGAGGGCCUGGAGAGACCCAGGGAUGGCAGCGAGAGUCCCAUGAGCCUGGGGAGCACAUGCAAGGACAUCCCCCAGGGCCCUGUAUCCAUGCCCUCCUUACCCAUCUCCCCUCCCCUCCCUCUGCCGGCCUCGCCACGUAUGGAGUGGAAGGUCAAAGUACGCAGCGACGGCUCCCGCUAUGUUGCCAAGCGGCCUGUUAGGGACCGCCUCCUGAAGGCCCGGGCCAUUAAGAUCCGGGAGGAGCGCAGUGGCAUGACCACGGACGACGAUGCCGUCAGCGAGAUGAAGAUGGGCCGCUAUUGGUCCAAGGAGGAAAGGAAGCAGCAGCUUCUGAGGGCCAGGGAACAGCGCAGACGCAGGGAGUUUAUGAUGCAGAGCAGGCUGGACUGCCUGAGGGAGAGGGAUAGGGAGUCGAGUGGCGGUGGACAACAGGGGGCUCCGCACGGACAGGAGCCUACUACCAUCCUGGAGCUGAGCCACAGGAGGAGCCAGAAGAAACGGAGCCGUAGGAUCCUGGACAACUGGAUCACCAUCCAGGAACUACUAGCCCACGGAACCAGGUCACCUGACGGCAAGAAGGUCUACAAUCCUCUGCUGUCAGUCACCACUGUCUAA
Coregonus sp. 'balchen' is the source of this 48441-nucleotide messenger RNA. Lineage: Eukaryota; Metazoa; Chordata; Actinopteri; Salmoniformes; Salmonidae. The record is from the annotation of a GenBank genome assembly.